This is a messenger RNA of Pelobates cultripes (western spadefoot toad), 46259 nucleotides long. The record is from the annotation of a GenBank genome assembly. NCBI's taxonomy places the organism in Eukaryota, Metazoa, Chordata, Amphibia, Anura, Pelobatidae.
AUGGAGCCUCAAAUUCAUCUUUUCGUCAUUCUUUCCUUGGGAAUCUCUAUGAUGAAAUCAGCCUCAAUAUCCAACGUGUUGUUGGACAUGAAAUAUUCCACUGUAUCAAAAGCUAUCGAUAUCUUCAAUCAAGAGACAAAUUCGAACUUUGUUUUUAAACUGUUCAAAGAUGACCAUGGAUAUAAAUUGGUGAGUCUGGAGGAUGAAAAGAAUACUAAAUAAUUCAGUUUAUUCUUUAGUAUAUACACUGUUUAUUUGUGUCAUUAUCUUUAUAAAAAUUAUAAAGAGCAAUAAACAAUUAGAAUAAUACAAAUGUAUCUGCUGAAGUUCUGAGAUGGAAACGAUAUGGAGCAAAAUGAAAAGUUCACAUAAUAGUAAAACAGUCUGGCGAUGGCUGGAAAAACAAAACAGACAAGUACGUAGAUUCUCAAAAAGGAAAUUAAACUAUAGAUGCAAAAAUGAAGCCGAAAUCAAUAGAAUUGGAAAGGGCAGAUACUGGAAUCAUACACAGACUUCGACUCUUCCAGCUUAGCUGAUUUUAUUUUCUCGUUCUCUCUCUUUCAAUAUAUAUUUUACUUAUUAAGGCCUCGAUUUAAUAUUUUUGGAUAAGCUCUUCAAACUGAUUUAAUAUUUAUGGAUAUAUUUUACUAAAUAUUUUUUUCAAAAUAUUAAAUUACCAAAAAAUAUAUUGUAUAUAAAAAUAUAUCAAUACAUCACAAAAGUAUCAAUAUAUUAAAACAUUUUAUAAACUAUUAAAUUAUUCACUAAAUGUAUCCACCAAUACCAAAUCAUUUGGAAACCUUCUCCAAAAACAUUAAACAAAAAAAAUAAUGGGGAUUCAUAGCUAUAAAUAAGCUGAAGAGUGAAAAAGAGGUACCAAACUGAUAAAUUGUGGUAAUUUGAAUGUUUAAUAACAGGGAGUGGAGAAGAAUAGAGAUGUAAAGGUCGGGCUAUUUAAUCUGACAUAUAUGACACUUACCUUACUUACCUUACUUACACUUACCUCAUUGCCCACUGGUAGCUCCUUAUGAAUUUAUCUUAUAUAUGUUUUAAAAGUAGGAAUACACUAGUAUCAUUAUUUGUGGUUUAUCCUUAUGAAUUAAAUAGGUUCACAAAUCAAGACAUUUUGGUUAUCUGAAAACAAAAAUAGCUCAAGUUAGUAGGAAUAUCUGGAAAAGAUAAAUUUUGUUCUGGAUAUAAAUUUCCCAAUGCAUGAUUUAAUAUUUAAAGGUUUAAUAUUUUAAAUAGGUAUGCGGUAAGCGCUUGUUAAUCUUUUCUUAAACAAUGUUUGAUACAUUCUGUGCUGAAUAAAAUAAUUACAACUUAGAUCCAGGGCACUCACUUACUCACUAAACAGAAAGUGCAAAGCUCGUAAAAUGUAAUCUUUUUUUUUUAACACAUGGUUAAUAGGUAUUUAGUUACAGUAUAUAACCCACUGACUUGGGGAAUCCAUCCUCUGGGGGCUCUCUGCAGUGCAAGGUUAAAUAGUGCUUUCCUAAUAUCAGGGUCUUAUUGGCGUUUAGUGACUGAGUUCCCGAGACUUUGUAUAUUGUAGGAAUUGGCCACAUCAGUACACAUAUAAUAUAUGGAUGUUUGGAUGAGUGCAGCCCUGCUGAUUUCAGAAGAAAAUAAUAAGGCCUACACAUUUGUAAAGAGAUUUAAAAGAGAUAUAUAAAAGACAGAUAGAUAGAUGAUGUAGAUAUAAAAACACAUGCUCAACUUAUUCAGAGACCAAUUUUUUAAGGUAUGUUUUAACCCAGAAUUGGGUUGUGAACUUGUGAUGGCUGUUGGGAUUGGACAAAAGUCGACUGCAUCUUAGGCUUGUCAACCUCAGGCUUGUCCAAAAGAAAAAGAAGUCUCUACUUUGUCCCAUGGUAAUUCUGGAUUGUAUUGGGGGUAUUCAGUGAUAUUCCAGACCUGUCUGGAUCAGUAUUUCAUAAACAAUAUAUCUCUAUGGAAUACUGAAAAUAACCUCUUUAACCCCUUAAGGACACAUGACAUGUGUGACAUGUCAUGAUUCCCUUUCAUUGCAGAAGUUUGGUCUUUAAGGGGUUAAAGGAACACUGUAGCAAAUCCAAACAUUGUAGUCAUGAUGGGGAAGUUUAGUUUAUGGCACCCCUGGGUUUAAAAAAAAAUACUCCCCUUUUAUCCAUUGCCAAGUCUGCUUCGGAGCUGCCAUGACCUCCUCUUCGAGUGACGUCAUCAUAGAGGAGCAUUGAGGACCUUAGGUGCAUGCGUAGCACUUACCAUAAUGCACCUAAGAUUCUGCCAUAGAGAAUUAUUGCGUACAAUGACUCUAUUUCAGAUCGUGACAGCAGUGCGCCUGUGUAUGUUACAGUGUGAUAACCAGGAAGUAAGAUUUCCGCCUCUCACCCCUAGAGAGCUUAGAGGUGUGGCUUGCAGUUGCGUUUCCAAAUUUUCUAAUUAGUGAAAUAAAGGGUUCUGAGUGGUGGGAGAAAGACUGCAGGCACUAUAACAACUUCAAUAAAAUGAAGAUGACAUAAAAUUCUGUAAUUUUUAAUGGGGACUGUUUCAUCAAAACCGAGAAUCUCAUAAUCCCACGUUUAGUUUGAGGUAAUUGAAACACUAACAGGGUUAUUUAGUGAAGUGAAAAUAUUAGGAAUUCAAAGUGAUUUCAAAUUUAAGACCAAAGUAGCUGAACUGGAAAAAUAGCUGACUUGGACAAUGAUUCCACUUCAACUAUUUGGAAUUUUGAAAUUCCCUUUUAAAUGUUUAUUAUUUUACUUGCUACCAGUUUUGCAUGGAGCUCUUUCUUCUCGGCUAAUUAUCUCAGCCAACUCUGAUAUUUUAAGUUUUUCAUCUGAAUAUUUGUUAUAUUACCCCAUGUAAACAUUAUCUCACAUAUUGACUUAUAGUUACAUAUAGUUAAUAAUCAGUUAGUAAUCUUUGAAGUUGCAGUUUGUUUGAAAGUUUCCAAUUGCUUAAAUAGUAUAACUAUUCUGUGAGCUACACUACCUACAGAGAAGGAUCAACUCAAAGGUAUUUUAAGGAACUAAAUAAAAAACAACACAAUAUACACCCAAAGUGAUUACGCGCAGAAUAUACUUAAAUGUAUCAAAGCAACACAGGUUCAAUUUAUCUGUAAAGAGACAAAUAUAUAUCUUCCCCCCUCCAUAGGACUUUGCUUGAUCGGUUUAUAUAUUGUAUCCUUAUGACUCCUUUCUUACACAUUUAAAAAAAAAAUGUUUUAAUAAUUUUUUAUUUUUUAUAUUUUUUUAUGAUUUUCUGUAAUGACUAUUAUAUCAUGUAUAAAAAAUUAAUUGGUUUAUUAUGAUAUAUUUUUUAAUUUGUCUCUUUUUAUAUUUCAAUAUAUUCCCUCUAAUAUACUUUAUUUAAUAUUAUUGUUAUUGUUUUGCUUUGUAUUAUACCUGUACUUCCCCUUUUUACUUUCUUUCUUUCUUUCCUUUCCUUUUUUUUUUUUUUUUUGGUGUGUGAUUAAAGUUACAUUAAUAGACUAGGAAAUAAGAAUGUCUAAAUCAAACACACUGUGCUGUAAGAUCUGAUUAAAAAUCAAACCAUUUUUGUUAUGUUAAAAUAUUGAGAUAAAGAAACCUAUCAGGGAGAAGGUGUCAGGUUACUCUAAAGUUACUCUAAACCAUUAAGUAGGUGAACCCGUCUGAAUAACGAGUAGCCCAGAUAAAUUAUAACUUUUAAUAAUUAUUUUAUAUAAUUUUUUUAUAAAGUCUUAGAAGUUAGCAGAGUAAGUAUAACUUCUGCCUUAAAUAGGAGAAAUAAAUUCCCCAAAAUAACAUAAAGAAAAUAAAGUAAGUAAGUAAAAUUAUCUAAAUAAAUAUACAGAAAAAGUAAAUGGACAAAUAAAAAAUAAAGAAUAAAAAUAAAAUAAAAGUUAAUGUCCAAUAAUGUCUCACUGUGAAUCAGUGAUAGUUGGAAGCUUAAAUCAGAUACUGCCAGGUGUAGAUAUAAAGUUUGCAGUUAAUGUAACUAAAGGCUGGAAGUUACAUAUGAUGCUUGUUUAAUUAACCAGAAGGAGGGAGACGAUUACAGACUGUGUUAGAGCAAACUUGAAGCCCCGCAGAAGAUCGUAAUUUUAUCUUAGGAGAGAAAGCUAAUAACGGAAAAACUAGCUUCCCUACUCUGCUGUGCCUUUCAGGGCACCCCUUAAAAAAUGCUGGUAACCCCUUCCCCUCCUCUUGGUAAAGUAAAUGCAGUUAGUAAAAAAAAAUCAAAGAACGAAAAACAAAAAUAAUAAGUAAAGAAAUGGUGAAAAAAGAGAUAAAAUACAUCUUGUAUGGGUGGUAUUGUCUAAUGGUGUCAAGGCAUGUCCCCUUAUCAUCUGUACCAACACCAUUCUAAAUAACGUCCCAUAUAUAUAAUAAUUAUUCAAAGUUACGUUUUAUCUGGGUCACUCGCUAUUCAGAGGGGUUCACCUACUUAAUGGUUCACCAUUUCAUUUUUUGUUAUGUGACUCACAGCCAGUAGAGGGUUGCCAUAAGCAAACUGAUUUGACUCAUAAAUUACAAGAAUUGAGCAGUGAGACUGCAGGUGCAUGAUCUAUACAUCCAAGCUGCUCCAUAAAGUUGAAGUUAUUUUGGUGCUCAGAAUGUCCUUUUAUGGAAAAAUAGCCCCCCAUACAAACAUUGCCCCCCACACUCACACACACAGCCCCAUCCACGUAUUGCCCCCCCACACACAUACACAGCCCCCCAUACACAUAUUGCCCCCACACACACAUACACAGCCCCCAUGCACAUAUUGCCCCCACACACACAUACACAGCCCCCCAUACACACACAUUUCCCCACACUCACAUACACAGCCCCAUACACAUAUUGCCCCACACACACACAUACAUAGCCCCCAUACACACAUUUCCCCACACUCACAUACACAGCCCCAUACACAUAUUGCCCCCCCACACACACAUACACAGCCCCCACACACACAUUCCCCACACUCACACACACAGCCCCAUCCACUUAUUGCCCCACACACACACAUACACAGCCCCAUACACAUAUUGCCCCCACACACAUACACAGCCCCCAUGCACAUAUUGCCCCCACACACACAUACACACAGCCCCAUACACACAUUUCCCCCACACUCACAUACACAGCCCCAUACACAUAUUGCCCCCACACACACACAUACACAGCCCCUAUACACACAUUUCCCCCACACUCACAUACACAGCCCCAUACACAUAUUGCCCCCCAAACACACACAUACACAGCCCCCAUACACACAUUUCCCCACACUCACACACACACAGCCCCAUCCACUUAUUGCCCCACACACACACAUACACAGCCCCCCAUACACAUAUUGCCCCCCACACUUACAUACACAGCCCCAUACACAUAUUGCCCCCCACACACACACACUGCCCCCACAUACACACAUUGUCCCACACACCCUACACAUUCACACACAACACCCCCCCACACACACUGAACCUUUCACACACAGUGCACCCCUCACACAUUGCACUAUUCACGCACACCACUGCUCCUAUGCCCUAUUACAGCCCCAUAUCCCAGCAGACCCCAGGUAAGUUGUCAAACUAUUCUUAAACAAUUUGACCACUUACUCUGGAAGGGGAUCCGGGCACUCCUUGCACCAUAAUCACUGCACAGAGCUAUAGUGGUUAUUGUGCAUGGAUUAUAUCUUUGAAUAAUCUACAAGUGUCCCUCCCAAGAUCAGGCUCUGGAUCUGCCCCUGGAGGGCCUAGGGCAUUCUGCCCAUAACUUGCUGCUACCCUACUUCAAGAGGGGGUACACAUGUGUAACAAGUAUUUGGCAAUGUGUUCUGGAGAGUCCCACUCAGUCCAUCGCCUUGUGCCUGCAUAAUGGGGUAUGAUAAGGACAGCACAUGGGCACGUAGUAACACCACAGGGUCAAUGGAGCCAGCAGCUGUAGGCCGGGAAAAUUAAUGUCAGCACUAAUGUGCAGCCAAAGUAAUCCGUCAGAGCUGGCUAAAGCCAGUCAAUCAAGCACACCCAGGAAGGCAGUGGAAAUUAUGGUAUAGGCCUCAAACCUAGUGAGGGAGUGUCUAGCAAGAUAAGCUAGGUCUAGCUAGGUAAAGGACAGAAAACCCAGGGUUGAAUUACCCUAAAACACAAAAUACAUGCAAUACAAUUGGAGGAGAGGACCCAGGGGAACAGAGGAGAUUAGGAGCCGUUACCACCGGGAACAGUACCGCCAAGGUGUGUAGGCUGCCGGGAUCCACCUUCGCGAGCUUCCGUAAUGAAAGCUCGCCGAAAUUGGACAGGCUCCACCCUCCACAAUUGGACAGGCUCUAUACCCCCCUCACCACUCCGCAAUGGCAGGCGAGUGCCCUGGGCCCCUCAUACCUCCCUAAAUAUAGCAAAAUCUUACUUGUAUUCAAGCCUGAAACUGUAGCUUUGCAUGCUGUUUGCCUCAGAAAAACAAGCAGUCUGUGGACAUCAUCAGAAGUGGUGGCCUGAUCCAAUCACAAUGCUUCCCCAUAGGAUUGGCUGAGACUGACAAAGAGGCAGAUCAGUGCAGAGCCAGCGUUAUUCAAACACAGCCCUGACCAAUCAGCAUCUCCUCAUAGAGAUGAAUUGAAUCAAUGAAUCUCUAUGAGGAAAGUUCAGCGUCUGCAUGCAGAGGGAGGAGAUACUGAAUGUUUGGAUGCGUUUUAGGGAGCCAUGACCCAGGAAGGAUCUCUAACAGCCAUCUGAGGAGUGGCCAGUGAAGUUAUCACUAGGCUGUAAUGCAAACACUGCAUUUUCUCUGAAAAGACAGUGUUUACAGCAAAAAGCCUGAAGGUAAUGAUUCUACUCACCAGAACAAAUUCAAUAAGCUGUAGUUGUUCUGGUGACUAUAGUGUCCCUUUAAUUCACACUUUCUAGCACUUUUCCACUUUGUGGCAAAUAAUUCCUCAUUUGUCCAAAAUAUCCCUCAAUGCACCUUUUGCCUCAUUUUAUUUUCAAAACAAUUUCAGAAUUCUUUGUUUUUGUUUUCUCGGCUGACAAAUGUAUCGCUUGCAUUGUAUAUUAAACAGAGGUAAAAGCAUGUCUAUUUCUGACAGAUCUUUGUGCCGCUGUCAGAGUGGGGGGUUUUCUGUGACAGCUUUCCCCCUAAUAAUAUUACUCAUUUGUCUUAUUUUGUGAAUGUAAUCAACGAUGAAGUCAUCAGGAAAAAAUAUCACAUUAGAGAAAAAGGUGGGAAAAUGUUUCUAAUGCGUUAAAGGCGGAGUAAAAUGUAUAAAUAUAAGAACAAGGUGCGUGCACACACUACUGGCACAAACACCAAAACUAAUGUGAUGAUUUUAUACAUAAUCCCUCUUCUUGUGUUUAAGGUUUGAACAGCGUACCCAUUCCUGUGAACCUCAGAUGUUUUUUUGUUUUUUUUUUACCAUCUUUAUUUUCUGUGAAUAAAAAAGUAGUUACAGACUUUGUUUGCGAUGCCAUGACAGCAUAAAUAAACUAUACAUUGGAAUAUAAAGGCGUGACAUAGAGAAACUGUGCACAUUUUUAUAAUAAUGGGAAGAAAUAGAGGAGCGAAGGAGACAAUAAAAAUGAGAAAUUUAAUUUAUGCAGGAUGAACAUACAAGUAUAAAGUACCACCCCAGAUAGCUCUAGUGGUGAUUGCUAUUGUCCAUGGUAUAUGGGACAUACAAUAUACGAUUAGAUGUUAAUAGCUAUUUAGUAAAAUAUAAUAUCUGUACUUUUAUUUCAUGCAGACUAGUCCAGAUGGUCAGAGACAAGCAAGCUUCACAAUUAAAGAGACAUUGUGCCAAAAAUCAGACAGAAGAUUAAUGGACGAAUGUGAAUUUAAAAGCAAUGGGGUACGUGCUACAAGAAUGCUAUUUUCCAGUCUGUAUGGCCUUCAUGUUAUUAGGAUGUAUAUUGUCAUAAGAUUGUAUUGUACUGACUAAUCACCAAUUUAUAAAAUCAUUUUUUGUCUACCUCAUAAUGAGGAUAUUAUUUUCACACAUUCUGAUCCAGGAACAGAGCACUUCUGCAUUACCUAAUGGAUUUAACUAAUCACUAUCACAGCAUUAAUCUUUUAUUAUCUAAACACUCCUCGCGAAAUCGUUCUCUUUCGUUCGCUGUGCACGAGUGGUUAUGGCUCCAAAGUACAAAACAGUUUGUUUGCAGCCAGAAAGGGGAGAGCAUUCCACAAACAAUAGUUAUCAGAGAAUCAUUAGUGUAUAUACGUUUUAAGUCUGAAUAUAGAACUUAAUUUAACAUCCUGAAGGUGAUUUUAAGGAGUUAAUUUCUUAAAAUUGUACAUCAAUUUCGGCAAUGUUUGUAUUUAUUUUUUGUCACUUAUCUUAUAAGACAUAGACAUUUGUACUUUUCAUCCAUUCUGCAGUAUUGCAAAAUAUAUGUGUGACAAAAUGGCCUUUCUAACAUGUUAUUUUGGUAUAUUUUCUAGUUAUACACUCAGCUGCAUUGUAUGCCCUAAGAAGGAGCCAGAGAAUUGUGGCAAUUCAGCCUGUGUUGACGCAGUGGGAUGUCCAAGGGGAUAACUAGCGGAACCUAAUUUCCAUCCUAGUUAAUUUUCUCAUUGGUGUACAAUAUUUUAAAUACAUUUGUGCUGUGGUCUUUAAGAAAAGCUGGGGGCUUCAGAAUAAAGUGUGAAUCAACAAGGUCUUGGUUGGAAUCAUGCAUGUUUAAGUCGUACCAAGGAAGUAUAUUCAGUGAUUUGCUAGUGGAACAAGCUAGUUAUUAUACUCUAUACCAGCCGGAACAUACAACCACAGUAUAUCCUGGUUUGCCGGUGAGUCCGAUACCAAGCAAACGUAACCUUAGGUCUUAGUUGAGCAGUUAGUGGUACAGAUUAGGCAAAGAAACCCAUUGACGACAGCAGACCUGAACUGGUACACCUUUAAUGCCAGAGACGCCGGGACCAUAUCAUCACAAUAUGCAAUUUCUAAUUAAUUUAUCCUUGCAAAUUAAUUCUGUCUGGAAUGAACAAAAAUGGAAGAAAAAGUUUAAUUAGGUAUAUUUGCAUAAUUUAUACACCUUGCCGUCUUCUCCUUGCAGCAAGCUAUGCAUCCUACAUUACAAAAUGGAUCUUGGUAAUGAGAGAUUUAGAAUUAAAAAUAUCUCCAGCCUUCCUUCUGUUCUGUGUAUUAUCCACCCUUGUAAUUCCACAUUUCAUUUUAUUUUCCCAUAGCUUAUCAAAACCUGCACGGCAUCUACCAACGGUCCCGAAUCUGUGUUUUCCGUGGUCUGCAAUGAUGUCAUAAUCACAGUAGGUUUUUUACCGAGAUAGUAAAUUAAAAUUCUAAAUAUUUUACCAAAUUUCUUAAUGUUCUUACUGAGGGGAAAGAGCAGAUCCAUAAGAUACAAUAGGCACCCAAACCUCUACAGAUUAAUGCAGUGGUUCUGGGGUAUUGCUCUUGUCUCUGCAGGCUGAGCAGUGCAAACACUGUCUUUUCCGAUAUAAAGCACCUCUAGUAGUUGUCACUCAGGCAGCCGCUAUGCAUUGAGUUGAUGCUGAUUGGAGCAGUGCAGCAAAUGCCACACAUGCGCACUAGUCUCCCCCGUGCUUCUCUAUGGGGGAGCAUUGGAUUGGCUGAGAUCAUUAGAAUUGAUGGUCUAAGCCAGUGGAGGUGGAGUGACCACAGUAAGACAAGUGCAGCGAGAGCUAAAGGUAAAUAAAUCUAAAUAUUCAGUUAAUUUAUUGGGACCCCAAACAUCGUAAUGUUUAUAUUAACACUCUAGCAUUAGGCAUGCUUGUUUGUAUUCCUGAAGCUCAUAAUUCACAGGAUGACAUCAUCAACCAUGGAUUAUGAGAAACUAGUUUUGGAAAUAACAGCAUCCCUGAUGAUAAAUAGGUCUGCAACAUAGUCAGUUUGUUGAAGAGAUAUAUGUGUAUGUAUACUUGCAGUGUAGUACUGUAAUAUAAGUAAUUUUAUUUAAUUUUUUUACAUUUAGUCAAACAGGAAUGGAAAUGAUAAUCAGGUCACUGAAAACAAACUAGAACAUGCACCAGGAGAAGACAUGGAUGACCAUGAAGAAGCUGGUGUGGGUUUCACUCAACAAGAUCCUACUGUGAGCAUCAAGGAAAAAAAUAAUGGGGGUGUUCCAGAAGAAGACAGUGACGUCAGUAAGAGGGAGAUAAAAGGACUUUUUUUGCCAGACGUAGACGUUGUUAUACUGGAAGAUGGCAGUGAGUUCAUUUUACAAAACAAUGAGAACCAUCCAGAUGAUAAUUUUUUUUCUGAAAGUGAGAAUCAGCCCAUGCUGACAACCUUCGGUACUAUGCCGGGAGGUCGCUUUAUUGGAAGAAUGAUGUGCUUAGAGUGUAUAUUUCACUUUUUUUCAAAAAAAUAACCAACUUAAACCUCACAGCAAAAUUAUACACUUUAAAACAUCUGCCAAAUUUUAUGACUACCCAUAUUGUUUUUUUAAUGAUUGAUUUCCAGAAUUCCAACGACUUGCUACAUUACUCGUAUUUCUUAUAUCUCACUGGUGAUCACUAUACAUGACACAAAUCUAGUUUACUCUUUACAUCAAGGUUUUUAAAAAUAAUUAGCAUUUUGAUUGGCUGAUGGAUUCCACUCCUGACCUCCUUUCUUGUCCUUGCUUUGUACAUUUAUUGACCAUAUCCUGGAAAAGAUGUACAUCAGUCCUUUUUGUAAAUCUAAAUAAAACCUGUUGGUGAAAUGAUAUGUAUAAGUUAUGCUAGAGUACAAGUUUGUUAAUAUUUUCAUUUAAUGAGUUUAAACAGCGACAUAUUUAAAAUUAAAGGGCUACUCUAAGCACCAUGAUCAUUUCAGUGCUUUGCAGUGGUUAUGGUGCCUGGAGUCUGUACAUGCAGUGUUUUGUUAUAAAAUAAGGAGAUUAAUCUCUCUGGUGUAACUCCACCUCCAGCAACAUCAUUGAGCCAUCUUUAACAAGCUCUAGGGCCGGUGCUAGACUAUUUUGUGCACUAGGCAAGAACAGGUACUUGCACCACUCAGUGGCGGAUCCAGAGCCUGAUCUCGGGAGGGGCACUUGUAGAUUAUUUAAAGAAAUAAUCCAGACACAAUAACCACUACAGCUUAGUGUAGCGGUUAUGGUGUCAAUAGUGCCGGGAUCCCCUCCCAGAGUAAGUAGUCAAACCGUUUAAUAAAUGGGGCUGUAGUAGGGCAUAGGAGCAGUGGUGUGUGUGAGUGGUGCAAUGUGUAAGGGAUGCAGUGUGUGUGUGUGAGGGGGACAGUGUGUGUGUGAAGGUUGCAGUGUGUAUGUUAGGUCGGCAGUAUAUGUCAGGGGUGCAGUGUGUGUGUUAGGGGGGCAGUGUAUGUGUGGGUCAGUAUUUGUGUGUGAUAUUUGCAAUGUGUGUGUGUGUGAGGAUUGUAGUGUAUGUGUGAGUGUGGGGCAAUAUGUGUGUAUGGAGGGGCAGUGUAUGGGGGUAGUGUGUAUAAGGUUGGUGUGUGUGUUGGUGUUGGUGUGUGUGUGGGGCAGUGUAUGUGUAUGGGGGCAGUGUGUGUAUAUGGGGCUGUGUGUGUGUAUGUGGGGCAGUGUGUGUAUAUGUGGGGCAGUGUGUGUGUGUAUGGGGGGUGUGUGUGUAUGUGGGGCAGUGUGUGUAUGUGGGGCAGUGUGUGUAUGGGGGUAGUGUGUGUGUAUGGGGGUAAUGUGUGUGUAUGUGGGGCAGUGUGUGUGUAUAUGUGGGGCAGUGUGUGUGUGUGUGGGGGUAGUGUGUGUGUAUGGGGCAGUGUGUGUAUAUGGGGGCAGUGUGUGUAUAUGUGGGGCAGUGUGUGUGUAUGGGGAGCAGUGUGUGUGUAUGUGGGGCAGUGUGUGUAUAUGUGGGGCAGUGUGUGUGUGUAUGUGGGGCAGUGUGUGUAUAUGUGGGGCAGUGUGUAUGGGGGGCAGUGUGUGUGUGUAUGGGGGCAGUGUGUGUAUAUGAGGGGGCAGUGUGUGUGUAUGUGGGGCAGUGUGUGUACAUGUGGGGCAGUGUGUGUGUAUGGGGGGCAGUGUGUGUGUAUGGGGGCCAUAUGUGGGGGGCAGUGUGUGUGUAUGGGGGCAGUGUGUGUGUAUGUGGGGCAGUGUGUGUAUAUGUGGGGGGCAGUGUGUGUAUGGGGGGCAGUGUGUGUGUGUAUGGGGUGGGUAGCGUGUGUGUAUGGGGGGCAGUGUAUGUGUAAGAGCUCCCGGGUCCUCUCUCUCUCCCUCCCCCCGCCAGCUGCCAGCACAGUGCCUGUGGACCGGGGAGGGAGAUCACUGAUCUCCCCUCCGGUCCUUGAAGGCACAUUGCAGGGCUGGCGCUUAGACACUGGCACCACUCGCCCCACAAAACAAUUGCAACUUGAAUUUUUAAAAACAGAUUUGUUAAAAAAGUUAAAGGUAUAAAACGUUAAACUACCAUGUCAUUUAGCCCCUUUGUGUGCCUCUUUGUUCUCCCAGCCCUUCUGUGUGUCCCAUUGAUCUCCACCAGCCCAUUUGCAUGUCCCUUUGUCACCCCCAUUCCUCUGUGUGUCUCUUUGUAUCUCUUUGUCUCCCAGCCCCUCUGUGUGCCUCUUUGUCUCCCCCCAGCCCCUUUGUGUGUCUCUUUGUUCCCCCAGCCCUUCUGUGUGUCACUUUUUCAACCCCCAUCCCUCUGUGUGCCUCUUUCUCUCUCCCUAGCCCCUCUGUGUGCUUCUUCAUCCCCCUGUCCCCUUUUAUGUGUCUCUUUGUUUAACCAGCCCUUCUGUGUGUCACUUUGUUGCCGUAGCCCUUCUGUGUGUCACUUUGUCAACCCCAGCCCCUCUGUGUGGCUCUUUGUAGCUUCAUAUACCAUGGCUGAGCAGACCGCAGUGGAGAAUCUUCUGUUUCCUCCACUCAGUCUGACAGAAGCUGUUCGUUGCUCUCAAUGAGCCACUUCUCAUCUGACCUGGAAAAGGAUACAGAAGGCUCUAAACCGCAAUCCACCAUUCAGUCAUGCUACAUGCAGCGACCGGUAUGAUGGGUAGCACUGUGCAGUGUGCUCCCCUUCUAACGGUCAACCGGACACUGCCCUAGGCGGCUGUACAAUAUGCCUUGUGGUAGCACUGGCCUUGGCCAGCCCGGAUCAAUAACCUGACAAACUAAUAUGAAUUCUGUGAAUAUUUGCUGUUUGAUAUCAGCAUGCACAGCUUGCUGGUACCAGAUAGCCCAUGGUGAAACACCCUUCUCUCUAUGCCCCCAAGUUCUCCCCACAGCUUACCCUCUCUGACAUCUGUUGAGCAAGGGGAAGUGACAGCUGAAGAAGAUCAGACUGAAAAGAGAACUGGACCACAGCACUUGAACAGAGGUAAGGCUUAGCUAUUUUUGUUUAAUUGGGGGGAGGGUGGGGAGGGGGACAGUAUAAGAAGGUUUACUGUGACCAAAAAUAUUGUUUUCUAAAAAUGCUGAGUUUUUAGGUUGGAGUAAACCUUUAAAAGGACACUAUAGUCACCUGAACACCUUUAGCCUAAUGGAGCAGUUUUGGUGUAUAGAACAUGCCCCUGCAGCCUCACUGCUCAAUCCUCUGCCAUUUAAGAGUUAAAUCCCUUUGUUUAUGAACCCUAGUCACACCUCCAUGCAUGUGACAGAAGAAGAACACUAGGAAAAUGGGACCUGUCGUGUGUCUACCAUAUUCACUUCCUCUACAGGUUUUAAAGGGAACCUGCCAAUCUCUGCUCCCCCCAACUCUGCUACAAUUCUGUUAUACACACCUCAGGUCCGCUCAUGUGCUUCCUGCAGUCGUCACUGAUUUGCUUCCCCAAGCAGGAAGAACCUCCUCCAUAAUACCAAAUUGGCUUGGUGGCCAACAAGCUGGUGUCUGAAUGAAGUUGUCAGUCACUGUGGUAGUUAUGGGUGAAGGACAGAAGGACAGCCUGUCUUUUCUGCUCUCCCUUAUCAGUCAAUUACUUGACAGAGCCUAUUCUGAAGAAUUGAUUGACAGGUGGGAAAAGAAAACUAUUUUUAAAUUGAAUUUUUCUCCUAAACUAUUAAUUUGCUUUAAGAAAUGCUAACAAAAUGCAUAGAUUAAAAUCAAGUCCCCUUUAAAGUAGUCAAAUCUCACAAGAAUUCUGGUUUUCAGAAAAUAAAUAAAUGUAUAUUCUAACUGUUCCUAUAAAAUAUCUUCUUACUGUUCAUAUAAAAUAUCACAACCAACACAGCAACUUGCCGAUAAAUUAAAGCAUCCAUCUAUGUCUAGUUAAUCAGUUCAUAACCUUUACCAUUAUGAAUGUUGUAUAGACAGCUGCAGACUGACUCUCAUAUAAAGCAUUGUACAUUUUGUAUUGUUUAUUUGUUAUACUUUGCCUAGUGUAAGGAUUGUGCAAUGUAUAACACUGUGUAUUUUACAACACUAACCUUCCCCGGCGCAUUCCGCAUACCCUUAUCUGUGCUGCUAUAAUACUAUAUCUCUCAGUAACAGACACCACAUAGUUAUUUUGUACCAAAUCAAUCUUGAUAUUUGCAGAGUUUACCCUAUUCUGGAACAGAAAGCGAUAAAUAUAACUCAUUAGUCUUGUAACAGUUAACUUCAAAAGAGGUUAAACAGAAUUCCUAAAAUUGGACAUAAUUGCUCUCUUUUUGGCAAAACUCCUGCAUGUAAUCCUGGGGAACACUCAUACGACUAUUUGACACUUCCAAGCCUGAAGCCAGUGGUUAUAGCUUGUGUUCGACUUUCCUUCAGCCUGCAUUCCCACUUGAAGAAGGGGUAGGUGGCCGAUCCUCAGCCUUGAUUUGGAGCUUGCUUUCUUGCAGCCCUGUCCCCCCUUCCCGCCUGGACUGGCCUGGGAUAUCCCAGUCCCCACUGAAGUAUUGGCCAGGUCAUCUCGUCAAGCUACACAGCCUACAGCUAAGGAGAGUUGAGGCUUGGAUAUCAACCUGCCCGCAUUCACCCAUGCAUGUGGAUCCACUUAUCAAGGCAUUCGAUCGUAUCUGUGAAACCUUCUGGGCAAAGCUCUGUGAGGAUGUACUUACCUCCACUCCUGCUGCUCAUGUCGCAGCCCCUCGAACCCACCUGCCAGCCGAUGUCACCUAAAUAGGUAUCCCCCACAAGUUCCCAGCGAGGCAUACGAAAGAGAAGGAGCGAUAGGUGCCUGUACCUCACCCCGAUCAAUCAGGCACACUCUAUCUGAUACAGAGUCCUUUCACUCAUGUUGCUAGUUGUGCAAGACCAAAGGUUAUGGGUAUGAGCUCCAGCUGAGGGUCGGGAUGUCAUCCUGAGGAAGCUAGUGCUGGACUGUGUGAGUGCUUGGGCUGGGUGGAGGGUCUCCAUGGGAGUAGAUGAUGGUGGUUAAAGCUGGGACUCUCCAUCAAUGGGCAUCUGUUGAUUGGUCCACAAACCUUACCUGCAGCUUGGUUGUUUUAUUCAUGAUCUCAAUGUGCACAAUGCAGGUAUUAUUUAAGGUGUUUUGCUCUGUUAUUACAUCCUAUUGAGUUAAAUCUAAUAAUACCAUGGUUUAUAUCUCUUGAAGCUAUCUACAGUCCUAUGCUAAAGCAUUCCUAAUUGUUUCGCAGUUUAACAUAAUAGAAUUGUGCUCCUGAUGUCUUCUAAUUUCCUAAAUAAAAGGUCUAUACCUUGUUAUUGGCAUUUAUAUUCAGGGAAAAAGUCUAUGUGCUCUUCUUUGUUAUGUUAUGCAUUACAAAAAUAAAGAAUGUAAAAAUAUUUUUUUAAUUGAAUUUCUAGGUAUUACUGUUUAGUACAGUUCAGGGUCCUUGAAACAUCAUCUUGACACAGUUGGUGGAAGUGUCUGUGGGUAUAAAACCACAAGAUCUUAGAAGUUCUGAAGAAUCUUAAUGCAGCGUGAGAUUGACACGUCGCAAACAGCUGCCGUUAAUCCCUUUAUGUCAAUAUUUUCCUUCCUAUUGUUAAGGAGUUUUCAUUUUUUACUCAUUCAGAUCACCUUAUCUGCUUCACGUGUCUCUUGCUCAAUGUUUAUCUAAUCACAUUGCCAAAGAAUGUGAGCUCCCAGGUGAGCAAGAAAGUGGUACCUCCCCUCUGCUGUUUUCUUACCUUAAGUAAGUACCACAGAUCACUUUCAUGAAAGAGAUUUUGCAUAGAGAGGGACCAGCACUACUGACAGGUAGAUAAAUGUGUGCAGGCCUCCUUCUGUGAACUCUAAACUUUAACACAGUAAAGAAUAAUGGAGCCGCAACACCACAGGUCUCAGUGUUUAUAGAAUUUGGUAAUACACCACACUAACAAAGUGGAUCUGACAACGUUUAGACCAAAUUUAAAUACACUUUUAAUAAUUUGAUUGAACAAUCACAGCAGCUCAUACUGGAGGGAACACAGCAGCUCCCACUGGGGGGAACACAGCAGCUCCCACUGGGGGGAACACAGCAGCUCAUACUGGAGGGAACACUGCAGCUCACACUGGGGGGGACACAGCAGCUCACAUUAGGGGGAACACAGCAGCUCACACUGGGGGGAACACAGCAGCUCACACUGGGGGGAACACAGCAGCUCACACUGGGGGGAACAUAGCAGCUCACACUGGAGGGGAUACAGCAGCUCACACUGGAGGGAACACAGCAGCUCACACUGGGGGGAACACAGCAGCUCACACUGGGGGGAACACAGCAGCUCACACUGGGGGGAACACAGCAGCUCACACUGGGGGGAAUACAGCAGCUCACACUGGAACAUAGCAGCUCGCACUGGGAGGAACACAGCAACUCACACUGGGGUAAACACAGCAGCUCACACUGGAGGAAAUACAGCAGCUCAUACUGGAGGGAACACAGCAGCUCACACUGGUGGGAACAGAGCAGCUCACACUGGGAGGAACACAGCAGCUCACACUGGGGGGAACACAGCAGCUCACACUGGAGGGAACACAGCAGCUCACACUGGGGGGAACACAGCAGCUCAAACUGGGAGGAACACAGCAGCUCACACUGGGGGGAACAUAGCAGCUCACACUGGAGGGGAUACAGCAGCUCACACUGGGGGAACACAGCAGCUCACACUGGGGGUAACACAGCAGCUCAAACUGGGGGGAAUACAGCAGCUCACACUGGGAAGAACACAGCAGCUCACACUGGAGGGGAUACAGCAGCUCACACUGGAGGGAACACAGCAGCUCACACUGGGGGAACACAGCAGCUCACACUGAAGAGAACACAGCAGCUCACACUGAGGGGGAACACUGCAGCUCACACUGGAGGGAACACAGCAGCUCACAUUGAGGGGGAACACAGCAGCUCACACUGGGGGGGGACACAGCAGCUCACACUGGGGGGAACACAGCAGCUCACAUUAGGGGGAACACAGCAGCUCACACUGGGGGGAACACAGCAGCUCGAGAACACAGCAGCUCACACUGGGGGUAACAAAACAGCUCACACUGGGGGGGGAACACAGCAGCUCACACUGGUGGGAACACAGCAGCUCACACUGGGGGGAACAUGGCAGCUCACAGUGGGGGGAACACAGCAGCUCACACUGGGGGGAACACAGCAGCUCGAGAACACAGCAGCUCACACUGGGGGAACACAGCAGCUCACACUGGGGGGAACACAGCAGCUUACACUGGGAGGGAACACGGCAGCUCACACUGGAGGGAACACAGCAGCUCACUGUAGAAUAUUGCAUAUUCUAUGUUUCUAUUGAUUAUAUAUAUGGAUGUGUGGAUUGACAUAAGUAACAGAUGGUAUCAAUAAGUCACAAGGCUUUCUUUGUCCGAGAGCUCUGGAAUGUGGGGGUUUUGUCCUUAUAUGGCUAGAGUUAUAUGCUGACGUUAGUAUUAGCACUUCUAUAUAGUAACAGAGGGACACGAGGUCUCUCAGUCUUAGUCUUGGCUCUGUACAAUGAUGUAACUCUCCCAUCAGAAGUCCAGCAAUUACCAUCUGCUGUUGAAUGUCCAUAAUCCUGUAACAUCCUUUAUGUUUUAUUAUGUAUCCGUAACAAAGAAUAAACCUGAAGAAACCGUAAGUCAGAUUGCGUAUUACUACUUUUCAAUAAUAUAGACAUAUAUUAUUGUGGCGAGCAUUUGGCCCAAGAAUAUAUAUACAAAAGACGUAUAUAUAUCAAUCAACUGAAGAUAAGAAGAAAUUAAGAAGAUUCUACAUGAACAUCCAUUCAUCUAGUUUUUUACAUUGGCUAGCCUGCCAGUCUUCUAUUCAAGUUUUGUUCCCACUUCAAGGGGGGGAGAGAGAAGAAUCGAGUUACAAAGCUAUUUUGGAACUGGGAAAACAAACUUGAAGAGAAAAAAAGAAUCUAGAUUAGCAUAGCAGAACUGUGGUUUGUAAGAAAAAGAAAGUUUUCAAAUCAAAGACUGUACAAGACUAUUUUCUACAACUGAGACAAAAGCACAAGAUACAAUGUGAAUUCUAGAAGCAAGCACGUGGCAGAGAUUGGCACGCGUCCAGAAUCAAGCGUCCAGAACUGCGCAGCUGUGUGGAUGAAGCAACGAAAUAGACAGAAAUAACUGAUCUGGUAAAGAGUGACAGAUCCAUGUGGCAAUAAAUCAGGAAAGCAUUCCUUCAGACAACUGGACAUCGACUGCUGGAAAGAGACUUUUCAUCUGAUCUGCAAACUGUGAUGGAAGAUUCUACAGAGUUCAUUCGAUUCAGAAGAUUAACAGACUUACAAAGAAAUAAAAGAUUGACACUAACAUACAUAUAUAUUCCUAAAUAUUAAUGAAGAAGAAAACAGACAAUGAAAAGUUAUUUAACAGUUAUGAGUAUUAAUACCAAGAGAGACUACUUAUAGCUAUAUAACACAUGGAGUACAAUUACAAAAGGAUAGUAUUAUGAAGAGAACUAUUACAUUAUUACCUAUACAUAGAAUGAGAAGUAUCAGAGGUAGAUAAAAUAUGAAGUUGAUAAAAUAAGGAUCAUGGUUACUUAAUACCACAAAGAUUGAGUGCAAUAGUAUCUCAUAGAUUAACUAUAAUGAGUAAUUUGUUUAUAUCGAGGUGAAGUAAAACAAACAAUGGUAACAUAAGGAAGAAAACUAAGGAAGGAUAAUUUAUAUUGAUUAAUAUUAAGUAAUUAUAUACAUUAAAGAGUUCAGAUAUCCAAGAGGAAUUUAAUUGAAAGAGUAUAGUACACAAUUAUAUUUGACCUAAGUCUAUAAAGGUAUGGACUAGGGAGAAUAGGUUUCUGGAUAUGACGGUAUCCAAUGAAUACGUUGUUAAGAUUUCCCUGAGUUUGUAAGACACAGACUAGGAAUAAGAGUUUCUGGGCAGUAUGACCCCAAGUUUUGUUUAUUUUAUUUUAUUUUAGUCAGUUGAAGUGUACUAAGGAAUACGGAUUGGCCAGAACAUUAGGACAAUCCUGCUUUUAAGAUGUAUUACAUUAAUAAGUCAUCACGAAGCUAAUGAAGAGAGUGAUGAUAAUUAAUUAAAAUUAUUCUUUCCAAGUUCUUUUAAAGUAAACUAUGUUUCUGUUGAAUGAAAGGUUUGUUACUACAAGGUGGAAUUUUAGUGAAAAUUAUAAUUAUGUAAACAAAAACAAAUCUAUAAAAGAAAGAUUUCUGGGUGGAGAAUUUCUAGAACAAUAAGUAUUGUCAACACCAUGAACAUUAUUUGAAGAAUUAUUAUAGAACUUCAUGGUUGAUAACACAUCCUUUGAAUGAGUCUUAUAAGUAGUGUUGGUAUAUUUCAGGUAGUGAGAGCCUACUGAAUAUACAAAUUAAAUACUAUGAUUGUAAAGUACUGAUACAAUCAUCACUAGGUGGUAUUAAUGGUAUAGGAAUGUAAUUCAUGAAUACAAAUGAUAAAGAUUUUAAGUUGCUAGAAACCAUACGAUUCAUGGAAAUAUAAUUGGACAGGAUAUUAUAGUAAUACAUGUAUUAGUACUUAAGUAAUAUCAGGUAUUGAGAAUGAAAAUACUAUGCUAUAUGUGUCUGUAGGAAUAUGAUAGUGUUACACAGUUAUUAUUAUUUAGAAAGUUACGAUCUUGGAUUUUGUUAUCUACAAAGACAUGACUGUACCUGAGCAGGUAGAUAUUUUUGAUUGCUUUAUUGUUUAUUGGAUAAACAUUUGUAAAUAUUUUAUUUUAUUCAUUUAUCAUUAUAUGUAUAUAUUAUGUUCAAGUAGUUAUGAUGUAACAUGGAUAUGGAUAUCAAUACAUAGCUGAAACAAAGGGAGUUUUGAAGUAAAGUAAGCAGUAUGAGGAAUAGAAACUCGACCUUCUAAGAACUCUCAUAUAAUAGAAAAUUGUGACUACAUCUUGUUCUAUGCUCAAUGAAUGUGAUACAAGUGAUGUAUGAAUGGACAGGCUAGUGACAUUGUGUUAUGGUUUUAAAACAAACCAUAAACAGAGGGAAUGUAGAAUAUUGCAUAUUCUAUCUUUCUAUUGAUUAUAUAUAUGGAUGUGUGGAUUGACAUAAGUAACAGAUGGUAUCAAUAAGUCACAAGGCUUUCUUUGUCCGAGAGCUCUGGAAUGUGGAUUCGGGGGUUUUGUCCUUAUAUGGCUAGAGUUAUAUGCUGACGUUAGUAUUAGCACUUCUAUAUAGUAACAGAGGGACACGAGGUCUCUCAGUCUUAGUCUUGGCUCUGUACAACGAUGUAACUCUCCCAUCAGAAGUCCAGCAAUUACCAUCUGCUGUUGAAUGUCCAUAAUCCUGUAACAUCCUUUAUGUUUUAUUAUGUAUCCGUAACAAAGAAUAAACCUGAAGAAACCGUAAGUCAGAUUGCGUAUUACUACUUUUCAAUAAUAUAGACAUAUAUUAUUGUGGCGAGCAUUUGGCCCAAGAAUAUAUAUACAAAAGACGUAUAUAUAUCAAUCAACUGAAGAUAAGAAGAAAUUAAGAAUCAUCAACAUUGAACAUCCAUUCAUCUACAUUUUUUACACUCACACUGGGGGGAACAUGGCAGCUCACACUGGGAGGAAUAUAGCAGCUCAUACUGGGGGGAACACAGCAGCUCACACUGGGGAACACAGCAGCUCACACUUGGGGGAACACAGCAGCUCACACUGGGGGGAACACAGCAGCUCACACUGGGGGGAACACAGCAGCUCACACUGGGGGGACAUGGCAGCUCACACUGGGAGGAAUACAGCAGCUCAUACUGGGGAACACAGCAGCUCACACUGGGGGAACACUGGGGAACACACUGGGAAACACAGCAGCUCACACUGGGGAACACAGCAGCUCACACUGGGGGGAACACAGCAGCUCACAGUGGGGGCAGAACAUGGCAGCUCACAGUGGGGGGAACAAAGCAGCUCACAAUGGGGGGAACACAGCAGCUCACACUGGGGGGAACAUGGCAGCUCACACUGGGAAGAAUACAGCAGCUCAUACUGGGGGGAACACAGCAGCUCACACUGGGGAACAGAGCAGCUCACACUGGGGGGAACACGGCAGCUCACACUGGGGGGAACACAGCAGCUCACACUGGAAGGAGUUCUAUUAACCAAAAAAAAAAACACAACAGUAGCCUCUAUUAAGAUAUAAAAACAUUCUCACAUUAUGUUAAAUGCAUCUAAAUAAUAAUUUGUUUCCGCAUAUUAUCUUAAUUUAAUCAUAUGGUUCAUCACUUGGGUAAUGUAAAGCAAAUAAUAUUAAUAACUACCAGGAAAUUAUCCUUGAUAGACUUCUUCAUAAUAAAUCCAGAGUUGUCUUUUCUUUGAUACUUUGUAUCCCCAUCCACUUGUAACAAGGUCCGCCUCGUAUAAUAAUUACAGUUAGGAUUGGACCAGUCCUGUGUUUACUGUCACAUUUGUACAAUUGCACAAUAUACGUUACAUUAUGUGACACAACGUUUCCAUGAUUUUCUUGAAAACAUCAGACAUCUCCUAAGAUUUGUCGUUAAAAUAAUUUCUCAAUUGAUAAAUAUCUUUAAAGCUAUCUGAAGGAUCAGACAUUUUAUUGAACAAUUUUAUGAAAUGCUGUUGUGCUGUACGUGAUCUUUGAACAUUAGAAAAAAUGAUUUAUUAUUGUCACAAAACACAUGAAGCAAUUUAAUGCAUCGUUGUCUCAAGUCCUGGAAACUGAGUGGAGCCAGGUUUGACGUGUGUUACUAAAAAAAUAAAUUGCUGAGUAUAUUAACACACAGAGAUCGAUAAUUAUUCAGAGGUUUAAUUACAUUCUUACUGCACGUGUUGGGUAAUUUCCACCAAACAAAUUAUAUAGCCAGCAAUGUUUGAAUGCUGAGUAAUGCAAUCCUCGUGGUGAAUGUACGAAUGAAUAUAAGGAGACUGUCAGUAUUGAAGCUGUGCUCCAAGUGAUAUCAUUAACAUCUCCCCGUUUGUACAAUGCGUUUCUGGUUACAGUCUCAUUUGAUGGUAUUUUUUUUCAUUCCAUUGGUAGCAUGUAAAUCGAUCUCCGAAACCGGCGUGGCAUGGAGACAUCAACAGGCUGCUUUUGUCACAAAGGCUGUUUCUGUCUACAACGUCAGGACAAACAGUGCUAUGAUUUUCAAAUUGUUUAAAAGCAAUCAUGCGGUGAGUACAAGAAAUUUCAAUGUUUUAAUCUGGGGAUUGGUUACUAAGGCACUGCUGUCAUCAGACUGAUGUCCUGUUUACACAAGACUAAAAAGUCAAACAGAUCUGUAAUGCAUUGAUACUCCAAAGCACUGACUUCUAUUAAGAAAACAAGAGUCACAACAUUCAUAUCCCAACCUGAAAAUAUAGACCAAUGGAAAACUUCAAUGUCUUGGAAAAUGUUUCUAGUUUGGGUCAUGUUGGUCAAAACUUUGAAACCCACUUUGAAUACACUUCGACUUAUCAGAAAGUCCUACUUUAGUCAUUAACUCUCCCUGUGGGUUAUUUAAAGAAAGCUCAUGUCGACAAGAAUCUUUUAUCAAAAUCAAGGAGGUGAAUCACACCUAACUAUUUAGCAUGUUUUUACCCAAAUAUUGCCAAAAUUCUGUAAAUUUAACCACAGAAUGAGUUCCUGGAGGCAUUAAUAACACAAACUAGUAUGAAAUGGGGCUUAUUAACUAAUUAUUAAAUGGUAACGAAUUGAAAACUAAACUAGAAAAUUAAGGCGAGUGUGAAAUAAACAUAGGGGCUUUUUAAAUGUAUAAAUGUAUAAUGAUAAAGUCUGCAACCACUGUAUUGGUGCUCUGCUCCUAUUACACUGUCUUGUUAGAUUUGUUAAUAGCUUCCCAGCCCUCAGUCUGUACUGUGGCCAUGGCGGGGUUUCAUGUUGUGUGCACAGCCUCUAAGCCAUGUAAGUAAGAUCUCAAUCACACGGCAAAGAGAGAGUACAAACCCGUGGGGACCAGUAAUAGGUUCACUAUAUGUUUCCCAUAAUCACUGGCACCGGAAAUUAAAAUUCAAGUUUUGUCAUUAAGUGGUCACAUUUCCUAAGCCCAUGUAGGCCUAAAACUAGCACUAAUUCAGACUAAAUAUAGAUUUUCUCAAAUCUGUGUUUUUUCUUAAAUGUUGAAAUUCGUUUUUAUUCACUACAAUUCUGUUUUUACUGGAAACAAAUAAAACAAUUUGUGAGAGCUAGAAUCUGCUUUAUCACUUUCAAAUUUAACAAAGAGUUUUUCAAAAUGCCCCCAAGUUGUAUUUAGUUAUAAUGAAACAUUUUGAAGUAACUUUAUUAACAAAUAACACAAUUUACAUGAUAAAAUAGAUGUGUAAUAUUUUUUUUUAACUUUAUGUAUCAUUAUACAAAUACCUUCAAAUAAAAGAAUUUCUACAAAAAAAAUCCAUCAUAUUCUACACCCUUCAAAUUUCACAACAUUGUAUAUCUCCCAUGUGUCCUCGAACAAGUCACCUCCUUCAUGCUAUGCUGAUUUAUCAUUUGGUAACAAUGUUUUUCUCCUACGUGAAGAAAAAUAAAGAGAAAAAUAUUUGUUAUCUUAAACAUCACAAUGCUGACAAAUCUAGGAUUGCAUACAUUCCAUCAUUGGAUUAGUAUGAAGCAACAUGUAAUCUGAUCAUGAAUCGUUACCUUAUAACAAACAGAAAUCAGGAGAGAGAAGAAGACAUUUAGAUUAAAGAUGGAUGAUAUUAUAAACGUAAAUGUCAAUAGCUUGUCCUUUGGGAUAUGCUAACUCCAGAGUUGCUGUUGUUUCGUCGUUCAGUCGUGUCUGACUCUCCGUGACAAUAUGGACCAUAGCACGCCAGGUGCAUCUGUCAGUCACUGCUCCUCUAAGCUCCAACAACUUCUCCGUCCGUGGCUUCAGUCUAUCCAUCUCUAGAGUUAGGCUGAAACAAUUAGCUUGGUUUGCUGUAUCUCCCAUUCAGAGAAGCUCUGCCUGUCCUACCAGUUCUGGACCGGCUCUGUGGAUGGGACUACUCUGGUUUGUUUAGGAAACAGGUUAAAUCUACAAAGGCACAAAUACGCUAAAAUUAGUUUAAGACCUCCUUAGUCGAAAGUGGAACGCACCUUUUAACUACAUCUAAGGCGUACAUGUAUAACUCUGUGUUUUUGGUUUUUUAAUGAGAUAAAACUGGCUGCUCUUGACCUGGCCGGAAUAAUUCUCUAAGAUGAAAUGGUUGUUAUUAAUAAAUAUUAGUCAGAACAAUAAGAGUCAUAGUGAGGAGACGUAAGUUUAGUAGUUUAUUGUCUCGUAGUUUAAAUAUCUGUAUGACAGAAUGCAGCGAUGUAGUCUGAUUAAAUGGGGGCUUGCAUCAUGUUUUGUUUUUAUCUAGAAUUUUAAAUGUAUUCUGUCUGUUAGUGCUGCCACUGCAUUCCUCAACAAAUCCUAAAUAAGUUAAUUAACCCUUUGCAAAUAUUAGCAGGAGACACCCAAAAGCCCCUAUAAACACCAUAACCCUAUCCCCCCAUCCCUCUUGGUGAUGCUAUGGAGUUUACAACACAUGUAAUUGUGUCAUGUAGCUUGAUACGGACAGUCCUGGUGAAGAAAGUGACCCAUGCUUUAUAUACCACGACAAGUGGAUGGUGAUCUUAUUUAAAGAAAUAGAUUUUUGUUAUUAUAGUUCUACAAUAAGUUACCUAAACACAUCCAUCUACAGUGAUAUGAGCAACAUAUGUAGCUUUACAUUUACACAAUAAUAGACAGUAAUCUAUAAAGGACGGUGUCAUAACAUUGGCAGAUGUAUUGAUAUAUUGAUGAAAUAAAGCCUUCCUAUAUGUUGUUUGUGUAGGAUUGAUUUAUUUAUAAUAUGUAUAUUACGUUAUAGUAAUAUAAUAAUAAUAAUAAUAAUAGUUAUAUGACACGCAGGAUUCCUUUACGCAGCCGUAGACACACUAUGGAGAGCCGAGUCCCAGGAUAGUGACAGCUUUGAGAGACCGUUUUAUUUAGAUGAUCCAGGAUAUAUUUAAAAGUUAUUAGAAAUCCAAUGGAAUACACGGAAAAUGGGCUAAUCCUCUAAUGAGUUCUACAAACAAAGACUGAUUGUACAUGUCCUGGUAACUAUGGGUUUCUAUAGCAACAUUGGGUAUAUUUACACAAAUUCAGUCAGAAGAACAAUACAAGUUUAAUGUCCUCCAUCGUUUGGUUUGAAUAAGAAUUGCAUAGAUUUCUUGAUUUUGUAUUAAGGGGAUUACUAUUUACUAAAAAUGGCUUUAUUUUUUAUUUUUUUUACAAUUAAUAAAUAUAACAAAACAUAUUGUGAGUACUUUUCCCAUCGCGCACACCCUCUCCCUGGAGUCCUCACCCUUUAUUUCUAUCUCUCACUUUCUUUACCUUUCUGUCUCCUUCUUUAACUAUCCAACAUCUCGCUUUUAUCAAACAGUUCUACAACAUCUCUUGGUUUUCCUGUUUAGUUCACACUGCUCCCUUUCCAAAAACAAGUGUUGUUGACAUCGGAGAGCUGCCAAGUGGGGCAGGGAGGCUAAUGCCACUAGCAUGGGAGGGCUGGCUAGAGUGAUCGGGGCUAUAGUCUCAAACAAUUCUUUAGAAAAUGAAAAUAGCAGUAGAUGUGCUGGGGUGUCUGUUUGCACAGUUGUGCCGGGGUGAAGCAGCAGGCAGGGAAGAAAAUUGUGGAGACCUUUCCUAGCCCAGCACGGUGUAGGUUUGUAAUUGUGCUGGUGUCCUGUGCUCUCAAUGCCCUCCAGGCUUGGACUGGCCCACUGGGAUAUUUCCCGGUGGAUUACGGUAUCUGACAAACUACAAUAAGUACGUGUGAUGUCUCUGGAGGUGUUUGCCAGUGACCACAUGGUGGUCUGUGACUCUUACACUUUGCACAGAUUAACUUACUACACUGUGUGAAUGUUGUAAUACUGAUGAAGGUUACAGAAAUAUAUAAUAGCUGAAAAGAGAAAAUUGGAAGACAUUUAAAUAAAAUAAAAUCCAAGUGCCACCAGCCUGGAGCAACUCUACUCCAAGACAAUUCACAAGAAAAGCCCAGGCAGAGUUUGGAUAGAAUCCUCAGCAUUGCAUUACGGCAUGUGGUGCAAUGUUUCAUCCAAAGAGCUUAUCCCAAGAUAACCCAACUGCUGUGGCUCAGCUUCUCUCAUAUAUCAGUGAUAAUGACCUGGGAAUUGCUUUUAACUCUAGCACUGAAAAAUCAGAGAGAGAUUUCUUUGGGACCCUAAUGGGCUACUAUAGUUAUGACAAAAACGUAUUAUAAAAUUGUAGACGUCAAUGGACAUCUGUCAGCUUCAAGUGCACACCCCCCGCAAUUAUUAUUAUUAUUAUUAUUGCCAUUUAUAUAGCGCCAAAAGAUUCUGUAGUGCUUUACAAUAUUAUGAGAUGGGGGAUUAAACUAUAAAUAGGACUUCAAAAAAGUGUGCAGGGCGCAGCACAAUUAGAAAUCAAAGCACUUAUGUGUAGCGGGUGGAAUACAAGCAAAAGAUUUCACUAUGUGAAAUGUAACAUUAAAUGUAUGAACAACAACUUGUAUACAAAUGUUCCUGAGAAUGUUGAUGAAAAACUUGUAAGAAUAUACUUAACCGCAUGAAUAACGCUGUACCGCUAUAAUAACCCAAAAUUGCAAAUAAAAAAAAUAAAAAAAACUAUAAAUAGGACAAUUACAAGAAAACUUAGAGGAACGAUCGGUUGAAGAGAACCCUGCUCAAACGAGCUUACAGUCUAUAGGAGGUGGGGUAUAAAACACAAUAGGACAGGAAAUAGCAAUCAAAUAAGGUGGGAGUGAAGCAGAGCUGGAGGAGAGAGCAGAGUGCUGCCCUUUAGGAGAGAGCAAGGGACAGGUAUGUGAGGUAGAGGUUACUCUGGGAGGUCAUAAGCUUUUCUAAAGAGAUGGGCUUUAAGGCACUUCUUAAACGAUUAUUAACCCUUAAUAGGGAACACCUGGGAUGGGUGGCUGCAGCUCAAGAAAGCAAGGUGAAUGGUUAGAGUUAAGACCCACCUGGGGGCGUCUGCCUUGACGUUGGCAGGUGGGCUUAUCCUCUCAUGGCCAUUGGAAAUAACUAAAAAGACCUCCAUUUGUUUAAAAAUACAUAGGGAUUAAGGAGAGAGUGCAGGUAAUUUGUUUUUCUUUGGUUUUUGCUAUAUAUUGGGGCUGAUGUGUACUGUAGUCAUUGCUGCCGCCAAGUGAUGGGAGUGAGCGCAGGACUUAUCUUUCUGCUUUAUAGGUGUGAAUUAGUACUUUGAAUUGACUCCUAUAGGAUACAGGAAGCCAAUAUAAGGACUGACAGAGGGGUGAGGUGUGAGAGGACCGACUAGAGAGGAAAAUCAGUCUGGCGGCAGCAUUCAAUACGGUUUUUGGGAAGACCAAUUCGGAAAGGGUUACAAUAAUCCAUGUGGGAAAUUACUAAAACAUGGACAAGCUCCUUGGUAGCAUCUUGCAUAAGAGAGGGCCGGAUGUGGGCUGUGUUUUUAAGAUGGAAUCUACAGGACUUGGUAACAUGCUGGAAGUGAGGCUCAAAGGUGAGGCCAGAAUUAAGUAUAUAUAUGAGAAAACAGGGGGCUGGCUGUAUUCACCUGAAUUUGCAUAAAUAGGGUGCUGCUUGCCUUUCUUCCAUCUCUGACUGGAUGUCCUCCCGCUUUCUGAAACUCAAUCUCUCUAAAACUGAGCUCCUUGUCUUUCCUCCUCCUAAUACCGAUCCUCCUCUUUCUCUCUCCCUUUAAAUUAGUGGUAUCCACAUCAGUCCAUCCUUGCAAGUGCGCUGUCUUGGUGUCAUAUGUGAUUCUGGCAAUAAAAAAAAAAAAUCCAGCGCACUCCAUUAUCCCCUGAACAGCAACUAACUAAAUCUGUGAGCACUGAAGUUGCUGUCCAGGGGAUAAUGGAGUGCGCUGGAUUUUCUAUUUUUAUUGCCAGAAUCACGUAUGACACCAAGACAGCGUGCUUGCAAGGAUGGACUGAUGUGGAUACCACUAAUUUAAAGGGAGAGAGAAAGAGGAGGAUCAGUAUUAGGAGGAGGAAAGACAAGGAGCUCAGUUUUAGAGAGAUUGAGUUUCAGAAAGCGGGAGGACAUCCAGUCAGAGAUGGAAGAAAGGCAAUUAGUGACACGUUGCAGGAUGGCAGGGGAGAGGUCAGGGGAGGAGAGGUAUAUUUGGGUGUCAUCAGUGUACAGGUGGUAGUGGAAUCCAUAAGAGGUAAUAAGGUUGCCAAGAGAGGCAGUAUAGAGAGAAAAUAGAAGGGGACCAAGGACAGAACCUUGUGGGACUCCAACCAAGACAGGACGAGGGGAGGAGAUGUCAUUAGAAAAGGAGACACUGAAUGAGCGUUGGUAGAGAUAAGAGGAAAACCACAAGAGGACACAGAGACCUAAUGAUUGAAGAGUUUGAAGAAGGAGAGCACGAUCAACAAUGUCAAAGGCAGCAGAGAGGUCAAGAAGAAUUAGUAUGGAGUAGGGGCCUUUGGAUUUAGCUGCAAUUAGGUUGUUGGUAACUUUGAUAUGAGCAGUCUCAGCAGAGUGGAGGAGGCGGAAGCCAGAUAGAAGAGAGUCAAGGAGAGAGUUGGAAUUGAGGAAGUGAGACAUACGGGUAAAGACAAGUCUUUCCAGAAGCUUUGAGGAAAAAGGGAGCAGGGAUAUGGGACGAUAGUUAGAGGGGGAGGACGGGUUGAGAGAUGUUUUUUUCAGGAUGGGUACUACAGUGGCAUGUUUAAGGCCAGCAGGGACAACGCCAGAAGAGAGAGAGCAGUUGAAGAUGUGUCUUAAGACAGGCACGAGACAAGGGGAAAGAGAUCUGAUAAGAUGAGAUGGGAAAGGAUCAACCGGGCAAGUGGUGGGGCGAGAAUAAAGGAGAAGUGCAGCCACCCCUUGUUCAGUAGCCGGGGAGAAAGUCUGAAGGGUAGGAAAGGCAUGAUCUAUGGGUGGUUGAGAAAGAGAACGGCAAGGUGGGGAGAAUUCUUACCUUAGCUGUUCAAUCUUGUCGGUAAAGUAGCAUGCAAAGCUAUCGGCUGAAAGGUUAGUUUGAGAAGUGGCCACAGCAGGGUGAAGAAGAGAGUUAAAGGUGUCAAAGGGAUGCCUAGGAUUGCAGGACCAUGAACUAAUGAGAGAGGAAAAAUUAAUGGUUUAGCGAGGACAAGGGCUGUGCUGUAUGAACACAAUAUAAAUCUAUAAUGGAGAAAGUCUGACUGGGUGCAAGACUUCCUCCAGGAGCGUUCAGCACAACAGGAGCAUCUUUGCAGAUAGCGUGUUGAUUUAGUAUGCCACAGUUGAGGGCGUGUCCUCCUCGAGGUGCAUGUUUGGAGCGGGGCUGCAACGUUCAAGGCAGAGGUGAGGGUAGUGUUAUAUUUUGCAACCUUAUUAGAUUAUGACAAAGAGGCUCUUAGGUUGAUUAUCCGUUUUUUGAGAAGAGUUACGCACCAGACAAUUUAUUUAGGUCAGAGUUAUGAAUAGAAGGUGUCUCAUAUUUACUGACAAUAAGUGUUUAACUUACUUAUAGAAACACAAUUGUACAGGAAUUGCCUCAGCUAUUAGGGAGAAUUACAUUUUUUAUUUAAUAAACAAAAAAACUUGAAAUUCACCUAAAAUAUAAUAAGCAUGAACAUUUAGUUCAUAGAAUUAGUGCAAAGAAUAUAGAUGAGAGUGCAGGCCCAGUUUUAGUGAUCAGGUUCAAUUCCAAAUAUGUAGACAUCAUUAAUAUUUUUGAAAAAACAUUUAUACUCUUUGAAGACCCUGGGUUAAAAUAUAAGUUACCUUCAUACCAAAAGUUACAUGCACCAGGGCCAUGAAUUCCAAAAAUAUAUUUGGACCUGCAAGAUUAAAACCUGUUUUAAACAAUGAUAAUGUUCAUAACAUUCCAACAUUCCAACUAGCAGUACCCUAUUGAGUAAGGAUAACUGUGAUCAUUUCCAAUGUGGAAGAACAGAAUGUAGAAUUAGCCAACACAUUAAACCUCAUAGAAUCAUAUUUUCUUCUCAUAGCAAUGGUUCCGGAAUCCAGAUGAGAUCAUUAUUUACUUGUGAACGCACUGAUGUUUUAUAUAUGUUGAACUGUCCUUCUGGGACUCAGAUUUUUGGACAGAUAACAAGUACCCUGAAGCUCCAUUUUAGGAAACACAGGUAUUCAGUGAUUAAUAUUAAGUCCAACACCUCCUUGUCGAGGCACUUUAAGAGUUUCCACAACUCUGACUCCAAAGGAUUGGAAGUUCUACACAUUGUGGUUUAGAGGUUGACAUUUUUGGUACCCAAGAUAAUAUUGGCAGAUUGCUGGAUAAGGAGACUUACUUGAUAUUUAGAUUGAAGACCAAAAGAACUCAAUGAAGAAUUAGAUUAUGUUUUGUGAUUUUUUUUUUUACCUUCCCCAUAAUAAGGAACGUUAACAUAAGACCACUGAAAUUAAAUUAACAAAACUAUCUUCUUAUAUUCAAUUCCAUCUGUGUAAUUAUAUUUGUUAGUUUGUUUAUGUAUGUAUACAGUUCCCUUGUGUUUUAUUUAACUUGUUACUAUUAAUGAUAUAUCUGUAUGAUUAGCUUAUUUCAUCUGUAUGCUAAUACCUGUCCAAUGUUGUUACUCCUCUCUAGCUAUAUUCUUUAAGAUACCUAGGUUUUCCUAAUAAUUAUGAGAUGGAUAGCCUCUUAUAAGGAAACUCCCAGGGUAGUCACUGUGAGAUUAAAUUGGUGUUGAGAAAGUCCAAGAAAUGGAUAAAAACGUGUGGACCUGAAUUUAUUGCCAUUCAUUCUACUAUUUUUGUGCCACUCAACUGAAUUUAUAUCAUAUGUUUUUAUUUGUCCAAGUGCUCUAAAAUGUGAAAUGGACCCAUUUCUCUUCCUGGGGUCAAAUAUACUUCUGCAGUAGCUGGGCAAAGAUCCAUAUGGGAGGAGGUGAGAGUUGCUCUUAUCUGUCUGAUAGAACUCCGUAUCUCGUUUUGAUCUAACGUGCACUACUGUUUUGGAGUUCAUUCCAUUCACGGACACACAUAAUACAGAAUCCAGUCUAUCACACUCACACAUUUGAUUAGUGCAGAGUUGAAGCACACUAUACUUGUGGAUUUUUUUAACCAUUUAAAUCCCAUGAUGGUGAGUUCUCAUAAUUACAGACCAGUCCAGUGUCCUAUUAGCCUGCAGAGGGGAGCUAUCAUUAUUUUCAAAUGUUAGAGAUUGUAAUAGUUUUAUUUAAAAACACCUCACCUAGGCAAAAAAUGAUGGGGAUUAGUUACAUUAUAUGAUCAUACAUUGCAUAAGCCUGCCACAACGUCAAUAGAAACAUAGAAUGUGACGGCAGAUAAGAACCAUUCGGCCCAUCUAGUCUGCCCAAUUUUCUAAAUACUUUCAUUAGUCCCUGGCCUUAUCUUAUAGUUAGGAUAGCCUUAUGCCUAUCCCACGCAUGCUUAAACUCCUUUACUGUGUCCACCUACCACUUCAGCUGGAAGGCUAUUCCAUGCAUCCACUACCCUCUCAGUAAAGUAAUACUUCCUGAUAUCAUUUUUAAACCUUUGCCCCUCUAAUUUAAGACUAUGUCCUCUUGUUGUGGUAGUUUUUCUUCUUUUAAAUAUAGUCUCCUCCUUUACUGUGUUGAUUCCCUUUAUGUAUUUAAAUGUUUCUAUCAUAUCCCCCCUGUCAAUGUACCCCGUCUUUGGCAGGUCCUACUCUAACAGCCUAAUGCCUGCCUUUAUGAGAUUACUUGGGAAAUACUUCCUUACUGGGACUCUCUAUCCAGCUCUUUUAUGUCAGUGGAUAUUUUUUUACAAGCUGACACUAUACUGUUUGUUUGUUUUUUGCUGGGAGUUUGCAACAUGGUUUGUUAUAUCAGUUACAUUGCGUCUUGUUUGGAAGUAUUCUUUACUCAGCCGGCUUCCUCUGCCAUUUCUGGGAUAUUUCAGAAUGUGUGAGUGCUAAUGCUUUGUUCAAGAUUACAUGACACGGUUUUGGUUUUAUCUAUAGCACUAGUGGCCACUUAUAGCUUUAUGUGUAUUUUUUAUUCACCCUGAUGUUAUUGUUAUUGUGAUGAAUUUCAUUUUCAAAGGAACCAUAUUUCUAAUGUGUAUAUAUAUUAUUUUUACCUUUAUGCUCCCUCAUUUUUUUUAUUUUAUUUUAUUAAAGGGAAACUAUAGUCACAAUAACAAUUACAGCUUAAUGUGGGGUAUACAGCUUAUUGUAUUUGUUCUGGUGGGUAAAGUCAUUCCCUUCAGGCUCUUUGCAGUAAACACUGUUUUGUCAAAGAAAAGGCAGCUCUACAUUACAGCCUAGUGAUAACUUCACUGGCCACUCCUCAGAUGGCAGCUAGAUGGUGCUUCCUGGGGCAGUGCUGCACAGUGUGACUGACAUUCAGUGUCUCCACCCUCCUCGUAGAGAUGCAUUGAUUACAGUCUAGUAAUCACAUACAUUGUAUAACAAAGUAGUGAAUAUAAGUCUGUGCAUGCAUGCAUUUUAAUUUAAGUUAAAAUUUGUAAAACUGAAAUCUUAUCAUCUCAGUCUAGCAGGUUUUCAGAGUAAAUCCCCAGCACAGGCUCCAAUACAACCCAUUUCACACUUUAGAGUAUGGAGUUAACUGACAUUGUGUGGGGGAGAGGAGAGACCAUUGGCUUAUUUGAGGUUAAUAAUAUGUCCCAGUAAUAGUUUGUACUGAAUGUUUAAUACGUUGAAUAUGUUGAAUAGUCAGAAGCCAGGACGUCCUACAUAAACCUGCUUUUAGCCAAUACACACUCACACAUCAGUAUACACAUAGGGACACAUAAACAUGGACACAAUGUGUGUAAUUAUUCCUUAGCCGCUUGAUAAGAGUCUGUAUUGAGUAUACUGUGUCCUGAGCUUUCACUAGUUAUGUAACCCGCUAAUCAGAUUAUGUAAUCUGUUAUUACGGUCAAUGCAGGUAGAACAGCUAAGCUCUUCUUGCAAUGUUUGUCUAAAACUUAACGCAGGAGAGAAAGUAGAUUAAUAAAAGUUUCAUAAAUACUUCAUAGAUAAAUAUACAACUAAACGUACAUUACUUCAUAAAUACUCCACUGAUAAAUAUACAGAGUAACUUAUAUUACUUCAUAAAUACUCAGCUGAUAAAUAUAAAACUUUACUUUAACUUAAAGGGACACUAUAGUCACCUGAACAACUACAGCUUAAUGUAGUUGUUCAGGUGAGAACUAUAGCUCCCUGCAGGCAAUCUGAUGUAAACACUGUAUUUUCAGAGAAAAUACAGUGUUUACAUUGAUUGGUAGGAAUACCUCCAGUGGCCGUCACUCAGACGGCCACCAGAGGGACUUCCUAUCAUGUAUGGCCCUAAAAAGGCCCUGUACACGUCAGACGUAUUAAAAUACGUCUGACAUGUGCAGGAGAGAGAAGGCACUGUGUGCGCGCCUUCUCUCUUCUGCCUGUCAGCCGAGGAGAGGGGGCGGGCAAAGACUGCGAGCUGAGUUGUCAGUCAGCGCGGUAGUGCGCUCAGGACUUCAGAAGUAUGUGCGCAUGUGCGGUGAAACCGCGCAUGCGCACAAGGGAGCAAUGACUUGAAAUGGAAGCGUCUGAUUGAUCCCUGCUGGUCAUUUUGACUAAAAAGGGGGCGCGGCUUCACGAGGCUCCCGGCGCUGGAACCAGGUGAGUAAAACGGGUUAGCUGGAGAGUCCCUUUCACGUACAUUACUUGACAAAUACUUAACUGAUUGAUAUACAGAGUAACUCAUAUUACUUUAUAUAAAUACUCUACUGAUAGAUAUACAGAGUAACUUAUAUUACAUCAUAAAUACUCUACUGAUAGAUAUACAGAGUAACUCAUAUUACUUUAUAUAAAUACUCUACUGAUAGAUAUAGAGAGUAACUUAUAUUACAUCAUAAAUACUUUACUGAUAGAUAUACAGAGUAACUCAUAUUACUUCAUAAAUACUCCCCUGAUAGAUAUACAGAGUAACUUAUAUUACUUCAUAAAUACUCUACUGAUAGAUAUACAGAGUAACUCAUAUUACUUUAUAUAAAUACUCUACUGAUAGAUAUACAGAGUAACUUAUAUUACUUAUAAAUGGCAAUAAUAAUAAUAAUAAUAAUAAUACUUCAUAAAUACUCCACAGUAAGUGAACUGGAAGCAUUGCUGAAUGUAAUAAUUUUCCCACUUUGGCUAUUUUUGGCUUUAAAUUUGAAGUUCCCUUUGAAUUCACCAUGAAUUUCCGACAAUUCCCUUUAGUAACUAUCCCUGUCUGUGUUAUUUACUAUAGUGAGAUUUGCCAGGAAUUCAAUAUGAAUUUAAACAUUUAGGCCUGGACAUGUUUACGGAUGGCAUUCUCUGUUGAGUUUUGGUGAUUUAUUUUGAAUUCCCAGCAGUUCCCACCUUAGUGAAUAUCUGUGCCAUUCUGACCACUAUCUGACAGAGGGGAGCCCCAGGUAUGAUAGGGAUCGAUGAAUUGAGCAAUAUGGGAUUUACACCUAUUCUCUGCCGAAUCUUCCUAAUUGCCGGAUGUGCACAUUCGCUGCACUCACAAUGAAUAAUAUGAAAUAAGCUGAUCAGGAAACCUGGAGGAUAUUCAGACCCCAGUAAAUAGCCCAGACAGCAGCCUCACUGUGUAUUAACUGUUUACGUCAAAUUAUUUUUUAAUUGUUUUUUUUGCAUUUAAGAAAAUGCAGAGUAAAUACAUUGGUUGGUCAGACAUUUCCUGUGCUCGGUCUAUUUCCUUGUUAAACAUUUCAGAUAAUGUCGUAACACUAACACAAAACCUGAAUUCAAACCAUCUAUUAGAAGGAGACGGGGCUGAGCUUAUUGUAAAAUAUAAGAAGCUGGGAACUUGCCCAACACCUCUGUCAGUUCACAGUUAAAUGAAUGGGAAGUGGCCCAACUCUUCAGUUCUUCUCCCAACUCAGAGGAUUCGAAGAAACGCAGCAAUUUGACCAAACUGAGAUCUUUAUUUAUUAUUCGAAUAACCGCUCACUCGAAUGUCAGAGGAUUAAUUAAACCAAUCAGUUCCAGAGCCCCAGGAGUGACCAGGACAUUGGAGGAUGGAGAGCAAGUUGCAGCUGUUUUUAGUUUGUGCAGUAACCUCUCUGUUGUACUCGGCAUCUGUCCCCCUCUUGCUGCAGAGUUCUUUGGACUGUGAUACCGUACAGAGGGCUGUAGAACAAUACAACAAAGAACAAAGCACCCCCUUUCUAUUCAGAUCCCUGCCACGUGGAUCACAGGACGAGCAGGUAUGUGGGCCUAGACUGGAAUCAGAUAGGCAGGUGUGGGCGGCCCAGCUCAAUGUAACUGGAACUCCUGUUACUGUGGAAUAUGAUUCACAUGACCCUCAGCCACGUUUAUCCUUAAAGCCUUUAAACGUGGUCUGGUCUGGUCUGGUCUUAUUAGCGUGGACUACCAUUCCUAUGACUCUCAUACAUGUAAAACUCUUUAUGACUCUUAACCUGUUGUUACUCGCUAAUAGUGAUGGGAGUUGCCAUAAUCCUUAUUUCUAUAACACAGGAGCUAGAAGCUCACAUUAUUGUUUACCAUAUGGCUGCAUGUUCUUUUCAAAUCCUUUUAUUGAAAGUUUUGUAGAAUUUUGUCAACAUCAACAUAAUAAAUGUAAUAAUCAAAAAUUCCCAAAAUAAACAUCAAGGGAGAACAAGGUAAAGAAAGGGGGAAUAAGGAUUAAUCAUGCAUGUUUCUGACCAAUUUAUUGUUGAGUCCAAUCCAAAUAUAAUUACAUUGACCUAUACACACAAUUUGUUAAAUAACCUGCAAUAAUGACCUAAUUAUUAUUAUUAUAACCUGAAUACCAUAACGCUAUUCAGGGAAUAAAUAUUAUAACAUUGUUAACCACAUUUACCCAAUAUUCCUUUUUUUAUGUUAUCUUCCCAAAAUUGUCUGAUUGCCAUUCAAAGCCCUUGUUUUCAAGGACCAAUGAAAUAAUUAAUUUAGUGGGAGUUAUUAGAUACAUUAUAUUUUUAAUAUUAUUAUAUUAUUAUUAACUAUAUUGGGAAUUAAUUUAAACAGUCCCAUUUUUAGUGGGAGUCACCGGAGAUUUCCAUUUUCUUGGUAAAACAGGGGUAUCUGCUAUUAAAAUGUGAGCAAUACUUAUAUUCCCCGUUGAUGGGGAAACUAUUCUAGCAUUAACCUAUAACAAAAAAAAUAAACAAUUAACUUGUUAUUCCAGUUGUCAUUAUUACAUAGUGAGUUGUACGUUCUAUUUUCUAUGCUCCAAUCAGCACUUUACUGGUAAUUAGCGAGUGCUUUAAUUAGGAGUAAAUUAAUGAAAUAUUGUUGAAGGAAAUAAUAAUAGGAAGUGCAGACGGGUUUAACCAGGGAAGUCAGGUUUUUGAGAGAUGAAAAUAUCUAACUGCCAUGAUGUUUUACCAGCAUCACAGGUUCUACAUGAAAUGGAGGCAUACCUUUUGGCCUGGUCUUAUAUUCUAAUCUCACUUAUUCACCAAACUCCAACCUACUAACUGGAUAGCAGUUCCUCAAUUUAAAUGGACACUAUAGUCACCAGAACAACUACAGCUCAUUGUAUUUAUUCUUCGGAGUAUAAUUAUUCCCUUCAGGCUUUUUGCAGUAUAUACUGUUUUUUUCAGAGAAAAUGCAAUGUUUACAAUACAGCCUAGGGUUAACUUCCAGGCCACUCCUCAGACUACUCGAGCUGCUUCCUGUGCCUCCCCCCUCUGCAUGGAGACACUAAACUUUCCUCAUAGAGAUGCAUUGAUUCAAUGUAUCUCUAUGAGGAGAUAUUGAUGGCUUGUGCUGUCUCUGCCCCUGAUCUGCCUCCUUGACAGUCUCAGCCAAUCACAAUGCCUUUUUACUUCUGAUGAUAUCAGCCAGGAAGACAGAUCAGGGGCAGAGCGAGCAGCAGCAGACUGAAAUAAAGGUAAGAUUUUACUAUAUUUAGGGGGUAAGGGGGCUAGACAGUGUUUUUAACACCAUAGGGUGAGGAAUAGAUGUUUGUGUUCCUGACCCUAUAGAGUUCCCUUAAGUCUACACAAAUAAUACCAACAGUUACUAUAGUAAACCCUUAUUCUAAGAGAAUCCAGCCCCUAAACAUUUAUAUACAGCAGGACAUUCAGCGGCCCAAUACUAUGGAAUAGCUACAACCACAAGUACUGUCUAUUAUUGGAUUAAAAAGGAGUCAUGUUGGACUCUUAGUAUGCAUAUGUAGAUAAUAAUAUAAGAUAAUGUGAUAUUAGUGAAUGGAGCAUUACAGCUGUUCUAUGUGUUUUGAAAUUGUUGGUUUUGAAUCUAUUGUUAAUAUUCCACAAUUUAUACACCAGACCUGCCUCUACGCCAAGUGCCUGAUUACCUACUAUUGUCAAUGCUGUGUAGAUCUUUUACUUGUUUGAUAUCUGUUGAGAAGAUCAUAAGGGGAGAGGAGGGUAUAUCAUGGCCAUUUUAACACUUUGAGCAACCUUUACCCCAUGUUCCAGUCUACUGGUUGCAAAUAGAAAAAUGUAGCAUUGGCUAAAUGUAUUAUUUUCAUUGUGUUACGCAGUUAUCCUAUAGAAAAAGUACCUUUUUGGAGGAUUUGUUCGCUCAAUAGCAAAUUGCUGGAAAUUGAUAACCAAAACACAAAACAUGCUUAAACAGAGCUGUUUUGUAGUAAUUAUCUAUCUCCGCUAUAGUCAAAAAGCUAUUUUUGUCUGAGUUUUGCAAACUGGUUUUUGAUUUGCUACAAGUCACAGCUCAGUGAACAAACCCCGAUAAUAUAAAAUGGUUUUCCGUGAGAAACGUAUUGUGAUUGAGGCACAUUUAGAGUGGGCUCUUAGAUAUAAAAAGAUUUCCGUCAAAAAUACAUUCCUCUGCUCCAGGUGCUACCUAAUAAAAAAAUUACCAAAUUAUUACUUAUUUGUCACAGAUUUUUUAAAAAGAAACAAAUGUGAACCAUUUUAACAUCCCUUUAUUGAAUUGUAGCUUUCUUCCAACCCAUGUCAAAUUUGAAAAAAAUUGUAAAAGUGUCCCAUUUUAUUCCCGGGUAUAAUUUAGACAUCUUUGAACACAGAGUGCAAAGUAAAUAAUUGAGCAAUCUGAUCACGCUCUGUCUUAGAGACGACAAUCACGGCAUCAUUAGAAAGUCCCAUACAAGCUCCAACACAAAAUAGGAGAGAUUUGUAAAAGUGGGGCUAAUAAAAUGGUGGAGCAAAGUUUUUAUUAUUGAGCAAUCACAAGGGGACCAAUUGGACUUCAUUGGUUUCCACAACAAUUUCUCAAAGUUGAAAGCAGUUAUAAACCUCCCCCACUUAUAUAAUUGUUAAAGGGAACUGCAGGCACACAGACUGCCCAUUGGAGUGGUCUGGGUGCCAACUCCCACUACCCUUAGAAAGAAGAUUUUGUCUAAGGCAAAGGAAAGGUUUUUUUACUGUAAGAACAAUCAGGAUAUGGAAUUCUCUGCCUGAAGUGGUUUUAUCAGAGUCCAUACAGAUGUUCAAACAGCUACUAGAUGCAUACGUGCAAAAACAGAAUAUUCCAGGAUAUAAUCUUUCAAUCCAGGGUAAUAACUGCUUGAUCCAAGGAUAAAUCUGACUGCCAUUCUGGGGUCAAGAAGGAAUUUUUUUCCUAGCUUGUUGCAAAAUUGUGCUUCAAACUGUUUUUUUGCCUUCUUUUGGAUCAACAGCAAAAAACAAAUGUGAGGAAGGCUGAACUUGAUGGAUGCAAGUCUCUUUUCAGCUAUGUAACUACGUAACCCUGCAAGUGUAAUUAUUGCAAUUUUUUAUAAACUGCAAUAAUUACCUUGCAGGGUUAACUCCUGUGUCUAUAGCAUAGGUUUUCUGUGCUAGAGCAUCGCUGGACGUCCUCACGCUGUGUGAGGACCUCCAGCUUCACUCAAUUCCCAAUAGGAAAGCAUUGAAAGCAUUUUCAAUGGUUUCCUAUGGAGAGCUCUAAUGCGCGUGUGUGGCAUUGCCGCGAAUGCGCAUUAGGUUUCCUCAGCCGGCGGGCGGGAUCAGUCUCGCCCACCGGCUGACGUAAGGAAGAGGAGGAGCGGCGGGAGCAGAAACCACCGCCGAGUGACAUCGGCGGGGUCUCAGGUAAGUGACUGAAGGGGUUUUCACCCCUUCAGCAAUCGGGGAUGGGGGGUGGGAGGGAGAGGGGACCUGCACUGGAGUGUCCCUUUCAAUAUCCGUGCAAGAUACAUUGGUAAAUGUAAAGAAUUUUAUGAUUUAAUAUUAAAUAUUUUCCCUUCUUUAUUUUAUAGACUGAUUCACAGUCCAGCAAUGUACUGACUUUCAAAAUCAAAGAAACAGUUUGUACAAAAUCCACUCUGCAAGACCUCACUAAAUGUGCAUUUAAAGAGCAAGGUGUAAGUAUAAAGGAUCGCUUGUUAUUUUAAAGAUAUUGUUUAACAUUUCUCUGUGGAUAUGGACACGGUAGGUACGGUUAUAGACAUAGGAGAUACAGAUAUGGACACAUGAGGUACAGAUAUACAGUUAUAGACAUGGUGAACACGGUUAUAGACAUGGAAGAUACAGAUAUGGACACUUUACAGACAAGCCCACGUGUUUGUCUUUCAGGACUGUCAACUUAGACACCAAACACUGAAUUAUACUGAAUUUCAAACAAACUGUGUUAUCCACGAAAAUGUACAUUGUUGGCAAUUCCUAGAAAAUCCAAAUCCAAAUUUUGGGACAAAAUACGCAAAUUGGAAAAUUUUUGUUUAAAAUGUAAAAUUCACUUUGGAUUCAUGUAGUAUUCCCAGCAAUCCAUACUUGUCACAAUCAUGUGACACAGAGGCGUAACUAGAAACCACCGGGCCCCGGUGCAAAAACUGCCCUGGGCCCCCCAUGUGUCUCAUUCCCCCCAGGUGCCCCAUGUGUCUCAUUUCUUCCUCCUCAUCCCUCCAUGUGUCUCAUUCCUUCCCCAGCCCCUACAUGUGUCUUAUUCCCUGCCAGCCCCUCCAUGUGUUUCAUUCCCUCCAAGUCUCCCAUUACCUCCCUCCAGCGUUUCCUUUUGUCUUAUUUUCAUCUGAACCCCACCUUGUGUCUCAUUUCCAUCCUAGCCCCUCCAUGUGUCUCAUUUCCCCCCAAAUCCCCUCCAUGUGUCCCAUUCCCUAACCCCAGCCUCUCCAUGUGACUCUCCCCCCAGCCCCUCAAUGUGUCCCUCCUCCCCCCAGCUCUCAGUGAGCACUUCCUUACUCAGAUCUUUAUGUGACGAGAGCCCCGGGUGCAUUGUGGUGGCCUGUGUUUUUUGAGGCAGCUGCUCUCCUCCUUCUCUUGCCUGCUUGAAGUUACAGCUAUCCAUCCUCCUACCCCCCUCCACCCCCUUUGGACUGGUGGGGAUUAUUCCGGUCCCCGCUGGACUGUCGCAUGCCACUACUGAAGACAACACAGCAUAUCGCUGGUGUCUUUGUGCCUGCAGCAAGUCACUAAAAUGGAGGCUAUAUGUUACUCUGACGAACAAGGCCUAUGUCUGCCUCAUGAUCUUCCUCGCAAUCCCCUGAAACUUACCAUGAGGAAACUGGACAAGCUGUUUCAGGAUUUCUGGCUGAAGCUCCAGGACAGAGCACAAGCUACCGAGCAGCAGCAGCAGCUGGGGGAAUCCGGAUGCAGUGUGCUGCUGGGACGAGACAGGAACCCUUUGGGUAAGGGAGCCACACAAGCAUUUCCACACCCUUCUGGGCCAAGAGCCUCUCAAGGCACUGCCCCCCUGCAUCGGCCACACCAGUGGAGGAUCACCCGCUGCAACAAUGGCAGGGCCGUCCGCUGACUCAAACGCAAGAUCGACGGCCACGACCGGCGCAAGAGCCCACCAUCUCGACUCUCUUAUCACCUUGGACGAGUAACGGACUUGACCCCAAAGGGCACCAAAGAUCGUGGUCAACUGAUGCCAGCCUUGACACAUGCCUUAGGCCAGAGGAAAGCCCUGCUCAGCCAUAACUCUAAGGAAGCCCCCAUUGAACUCUAUUAUCGUACCACUUCUGCUACACCCCCCUGCUGAGACCAACUGCCUCCCAGCACUAGGAAUUGGGUGAGGAGGUCUCAUACAAUGGGCCUUUUCUUGAGAAGCCCUGAUUUUUGGUUUUAGGGACCUCCAUUCAGCCAUGCAAGUUUACUUUACUUACCUUUAUUCAUUUUGGCAUAUGUCUUCUCACGUUCAUACACUCUUGUGUUUAUGAUACUGGCAGACGCAGUUCCAGUGGUAAAAGCAUGCUGGAAUUUAAUCCCCUCUACAGUAAGUUAAAUGUACAACAAUAGCUCGACCUUGUUUCAUGUGGUUUAUACAAAAUGCACUGCUAUUCUUUUUAUUUCAUGUUAUCUCAUUUUAGUUUAAUUUACAAUGAGACCUCACUAUACCACAAUAGUUAACCAAAUAUGAUUACUCACAUAUAUAACCAAUCUUAACAGGUCUUAUGUUUUCCGUAUGCCGGGCUCCUCAUUUGUAGCAAUAUAUAUUUGCCCAACAUGACUGUUACUGCUUUACAUACCUACCUACUUAAAAAAAUUGCAGUUCCUCUUGACAUUUUGUGCUCUAACCCUAAGCCUGUAUUCAUUUGUUUUGCAAUGCAUCGUAUGUCACUGUCAUAUAAUGUAUAUCUCACUGCACUACAGAUAUAGAAUGUAUAUCUCAUGGCACUACAAAUAUAUCAUGUAUAUCUCACUGCACUACAAAUAUAUAAUGUAUAUCUCACUGCACUACAGAUAUAGAAUGUAUAUCUCACGGCACUACAGAUAUAGAAUGUAUAUCUCAUGGCUCACUACAAAUAUAUCAUGUAUAUCUCACUGCACUACAAAUAUAUAAUGUAUAUCUCACUGCACUACAGAUAUAGAAUGUAUAUCUCACGGCACUACAGAUAUAUAAUGUAUAUCUCACUGCACUACAAAUAUAUCAUGUAUAUCUCACUGCACUACAGAUAUAGAAUGUAUAUCUCACGGCACUACAGAUAUAUAAUGUAUAUCUCACGACACUACAAUAAUAAAGAAUUAAAAAAACAAAAAACAUUACAGAUUCCAAAACAAGAAUUGUAGCUGUUGCCUUAUUGUCUAUUGUAUCAACUGCACCCAAGAGGAAAUUGGGUAAAAUUAAUUUAAAACAAUUGUAUUUAAUCAAAUUAGAAUUGUUAAAAAAAAAAAAAAAAGCCAAAUCUUUGUGUGUAAAAAGAUAUGAAUUAUUUGGGAAUAUUGUGGUUAUUCACUGAAUAGUGUUACUCCAGAGAUGAUAUUUUUCCAAAUGAGCACUAUUUGUCUGAAAUUUUCAUGUUGUUUUUUGAGCCAUUACAAUUCAGUAUUUCGUGAAUAAUGCCAUUUAAUCUAAUAACGUUUGUUUCCCAGGUGGUAAAAAACUGCACAGCAAUCAUUGAUAGAUCCGAAGAAGGAGACAUUGUGGUAAAAUGCGACACUUUCACGGAAGCGGUAGGUUUCAUUUAUUAACCAUGAGAAUUCUGAGUAUUAACACCUUCACUGCCAAAACACGUAUACAAAUUAUAUUACUUUCAUUUGGUUUGCAAAAUAAAACGUGGCCCCUAACACCUCCCAUACUAACAUUUAUACUGAUGAUAAGAUCAUGUACCACCAAUAUAAUGUCAGGGAAUGGGCUGAGAAUACCAGCCUUGUCCUUCCAAGCAGUAAAGAAAGCUUCAAAGAUCAGACCCCUCCUAUAGUCACUAAACCAGCCAUUUCUGGGAUUAAAAGAGGUUCUCAUAUCCCUAUUAGCAGUACAGAGAUUUCUAUUUUUUGUUAUAUUUUAGAAAUAUCUGAUGUGACUGUAUUCGCUGAAGUAGCAUUAUGCUCAUAUAGAGACAUUCCUUUUACAUUUUGUUUCUGUUUGAGUAAUCCUUACUGCUGGUAAUGUCUUCAGGGUCCUUACAAAUACAUACAAACAGGGCAUAUUGCAAGAAUCUCUAUAUUGUCUGAUGCUUUUAAUUUGCCCAAUAUUUCUAGAAAGGAUGAACAAAUAAAUGAAAAAUACAAAUUGUAUAAGUUUACAUUUUUUUAUAUAUUUUUUUAUCAUUCAUCGAUGUGCUAGCUCUGCAUCACAUGUUUCAAAUCAAUCUUAUGCUAAUAUUUUUUACAACAAGAAUUGGUUCGGUACGGAACAGGUCACUUGAUUUGUUAUUGGUUUGAUUACAGGUAAAUAUUUUAUAAAACAUUCUAGCCUUUAAAAACUUUUUUAGUGUUAUAAAAAUGCCAGUCACGCUGUGAAAAUCAGUAGUCUGCUGGAGGCAACGGGGCUGUUUAUGGGGAGGAAAUGGAGGCUCGGGAGAAGCAAAGUUAGAUAAGGGAGGGUACAGGUGAUGUUACGGGAGAUGUAGGAAACAUUAGAAACUGGGUUUUGUUCACUUAAAUAACAGAAUUAAGAAAAUGGAAACAAUGUAUCUUUUUGGUAAUGUCAGGGGACAAACAGUCUGACUUUGCAACAAUAUUAAACCUAAUAAUGAAACAGGAGUAUUGGAAAGCAACCACUAUAUGAAGAGUAUCCCGGUGCUUGGUGACAGAAUAUAUUCUAAUCUACGAACUAAACUAAACUGUGCAUUUUCAGAAAUUUUAAAUUAAAGGCCAAAAUAGCUAAAUAGGAAAUGUCAUGCCUGAAAUGUAACAUUUUCUGUUGAAUUUACAUAAAUUUCCAGUUUAAUGAAUAAUCCUGGUGGAUUUUCAGAGAGACAGAGGUGGUCAUAUAGUGCACAGCAAUGAUUGCCCACAUUUUGUCAUCAUACCUUUUUAGAAUUGAUGUAAAAUUGGGGACUGGGCGAGACUAUGGAGAAAUGCCUAUUGGUUCAUACAAAUUAUUAAUGGUGUUACAUCUGUCUGUAUAGCUCCGCUAAAGGCAGCACAGGAACAGAAUGCUUUUGAAAUGCUCUGGGCAUGGGUUUAAACACACUAUAACCAUUUUACUCUUAAAGUGGUUACAGUGUCAAAGUCUCUGGCACUGCCCCUCUAUUCACAGUUAAACAUUUUAAAACUAGUUUAACACUUAAUAAGAGUCCCUGGCCACCCACAGCUCUGUCCAUCUGGAGGUGUGGCUAACGCAGAGAUUACACACUUUCCUUCUAGCUAUACCAACUCAUACCAGCAAUGGGUGCUGUGAUAGGCUGAAAGCAGUAAGCUGUUUCUCUCAGCCAAUCACAGCCACUCACUACUCCUCAGGUUAAUUAUUCCUCAUUAGUCCAAGCAGCACAGAGGGGGUUGGUUACUGGAGACUCUCUUUUAGCAUUAAAACAAAAAAUGCUUAAUGCUGAAUGGAAGGAAGCUUCCAGGGGGCUCCAGACACUGUAACCACUUCAAUGAGCUGAAGCAGUUACAGUACCUACGGUGUCCCUUUAUUGCCCUGCCCUGAUAGCACUUUGCAGUGUGUGAGUGUGUUUUUUUCCUGCACUCAUUUUAUGCUGAUUGGAAGGCAGUCUCUUUCCUCUUAGCUCAGGACAGGAAGACAGGAGACUGAAUUCAGAAAGGUACAGCCAACCCUUGUGCAUUUUUGGAAAUGCCCACUGUAUUGUAUGAAAUAAGCAGAUUUCUGGUUAGCAAAUUGCAAUUUUACUAAAGAUGUGAAUUGGGAUGAGUGAUGUUCAGUUAAUGGUGUGUUAGACCUGUGUGCCGCAAUGUGACAGUCAGUGACACUUUCAAAGUAUGACCCAAAAUAAUGAUGAUAAAAUAAAUUGUUGUGUGAAAGAAAAAUGAGGCAAACUUUAACUUUUAUUAAAGAGAAGUCAAAAGUGACUGAAAGGGAACACUAGAUCACACACUAUUAAAAUAGAAUAUUAAAUAGAAUAUAAGUACAACUUUAGAAGAAUGGCCACUAGGUGUCACUAUAUGGCUCCACAUCUGUGUCCUUCAAUCUGAAUCCAUCUCUUAAAACUACAGGAUUAAGGCUCUACAGCUCUCCGAAGUAUUAAAGCAAACCGUGAUAUAUGGGACUAAUGUCUUACAAUUUGCCAAUGUCAUAGAAUUAUUAUAUAUUAAAGUAAAUAUUACUUCAAAUACAUCAAAUCUCAGCCCUAACCACAAUUUAAAUAGAGAACGUAGUGCCCUACAUCCAGCUAUGAGCUGCCUUUAUUGGGGUCAAUGAUUCAAUAAGCGCAAAUCCAACGUCGAUCUCUCAAAAAAUAAAUUGAACGGUGUAUGGGGAGAUCGGACUUGGCGCACUCUUAAUGAUAAACCCAUAAGGAUGAAACGCACAUUGACUGCUCUGCAACCUUUAGACGGCAUGAAUCCCGUUGAACAGCCUAUUUCCCCUUUAUUAAAUGAAUAAAGUACCAUUAUUUGGGUUUUAGUUUUGGGGAAUACUAUCUGGAGGUUAAUCUGCGCUCUGUUAACUCUGGUAAUUUUGGAUGAACCUUUCCACUUUCUACAUGUAUACAUUUUAAAGGCUGAAUCUCAAGUCACCAAAAUUCAAUAAGAACAAACCCGCUCCAAAUGUCGAAGUUUAUAGAGUGAGUUACGAAAAUAAUAAUUUUUCUAUUUCACAAUAUAAAAGAUUAUAAGAAUAAUUAACCAAAUCCUGUAAGAUAAAAGCUUGAAUUCAGUAGCUGACCUUUUCUGUUCUUUGUACUUUACUGAAAUUAUUAUUUAUAGUAAUUAUACCGAGUAACUUAAACCUGAUUCAAGGUCAAUUAUGCUGCAGAGAAGAAAAAAAAUUACUCCCCGGCACAUCUGUUCACAUCUGUAUAUAGAUAACACAUGAUCAGUCCUAGUAUAUGUUUAUAAAUAGAGGUAGAACACAGAUCCAUUGAGUUGGACCAAAGCAAUAACCAGAUUCUGGGAUGCACCUGAAACAUAUCAGAUGCUAUUUCUGGUGAAAUCCUUUAAUAUUAUUAUUAUUAUUAUUAUUACUUCAUACAGACCUAUUCAAUGACGAUAACACCUUAACAUAAUUCCAGAUCAGACUGUGCUUGUGAGUGCUAUCACUCUGAUACACUAAUGGAAUCAGCUCCAGAUUGGCUCUAGCACAAGGGAGUUAAAUCUGUGCGAUAGCCAAGUGUGGACUAACUAAAUCCAGAACUAAUUGAUCUUAAUGUCUGUUCUCAUUGUUCUUGUGAAUUCUGAAUUGGACUUGUAAUACAUGAAUAGAGCGGUAGAUAAGUAGUCUUAUUAGUGUAUAGACCUCAAUAAAUUAAAGCCAUGAUAUUAUAUCCACAGAGCAUGCUGUCAUACCAUAAUUUAGAAGAUGAAAAUGGGACGCAGAAAAUCGGGAAGAAACGAGACAGACGGGAGAAAUUGCGCAGCUUCGAACUAUUCCAUAAGAAGAGGGCCAUCAAUGAGAGCAGCCUUGGUGCAUAUUCCCAAGCUUCCUGCUUGACGUGCAUUUUUGAUAUUUUGGGUACCAAACCCAAAGCUUAA